GUGUGUUCAGCUGAGGAUCCAGCAUUAUUCAGUCACAUCAGAGGUGGGGCUUCUGCAGUCAGUAGGAGGGCUUGAAUGAAUGCAGGGUAACGCAUCAAACUCCCAAUCCCAAAAUAUCAAGCAUCUCUGUGCAUGUAUUGAAUUAUUUAACAGGAGCAUCCAUGAGAGCAGAGCCCUUGGAAGUGCUAAAGAUUGGUAGUGUUCCCCUGCCUUCCCAGGGAUGGAUGUUUACAGGAGUGCAGUUUGCCUUGUAAUGGGAUAUUGCAUGUAAGAGCUUUACUUUGCAAAUACUAUCACAGCAGCCAACUGUGGGCAAGGUAAGAUUUACAGAUAUCUUACCCUCUCCCAUCCUUCUAUCCUGUAAGGGAUGACACAAUGUUUCCAAACUUCUCUUUAAUCAGGCACUUUCUAUGUUUAGCAGCACUUGUGUGUGUGUGUGUGUGUGUGUGUGUGUGUGUGUGUGUGAGUGUGUGUGUGUGUGUGUGUGUGUGUGAGUGUGUGUGUGAGUGUGUGUGUGUGUUGUUGUUUUUUCUUUAAAGCUAAAAUAUAUUUAUAUUAUUCUAUUUCUUUUAAUAAAGGCAUUGUUACAUAGUAUCAUAAUACAUAAAUUAUUGCAUCAUAUUGUCAUAUAUACAGUUUGUCUAAUAAUAAUUUAAUACUACAAAUGAGAUAAAUAAAUACACACUCACUAUAAUGCCAAAUACUAUUAUAAACCCAUGUUAAUGUAUGUAUAGUAUGCGUGUGUAUAUUAUAUAUACACACACAAUAUAACACACGUAACACAUACAUUAAAAUUGGUUUCACAAUACGAUCUGGCAAAACAUGGUGUGUAUUUAUUUAAUUUAUAUGAUUAAACUAUUAUUGAGUUAUUCAUAUGAAUAAAUACAUGGAUCUAAUUUAACACUAAUCCUCCUGCCUGGUAUCCCCAUUUUUGGCUCUGGAUAUACUGUCCCAGCAAAGAUGCAGCGACAGGGGAUCGGACAUACUAAAACAGGGCUUUUACCAUAGAAUAUCACGUUAACCCUGCAUGUACUGGAAACUGUUUCAAUGCAAUGGGAAAUCCUGUGGCGCUCGAAAGGUUAAGCGUCAUGUUGCCCACUUGCACAAACACUUCCAAUGCACCACAUUGUAUCAUUCACUCCUCUGGAACCUAAAGGGUUAAUGUGAACUGCAAAGCUUUGCAUUGCUGGGAAUGGAUUCAUUAUGGCACUGUCUCAGUUUUUAUAAGGUCUUGGACUGUGCAUUUAACCUCUCACCUGCCAGCGGUAACGCAGGCAAUAUAAACCAAGCCAAAUACUUAAAAACAAAAUGCAAAAAAAGAGAGAAAAUAUUUAAGGAUACCAAAAAACGGUCUUAUUCAGCUUACGCUGUACUUAACUGCUGGUAAAGCAGAGGAUUAAAACAAACUGCAAUGCAAUUGUUUGCAGACACUUUAUGACAAUCUAGCUGAGUUGUUUGCAAUUUACAAACAUAUUCUUUUUAUGUAUUUAUUGAUAUUAAGCGGUUCGAUAGGUCAGUUGGUAAGUGUGCCAACUUUGAUAGCUGCAGUCCCUUGUAAAAUCUCAGGGUCACAAGCUCAGCAUCAUGGGGACUGGAAUUAAAUGAUGUUCCCCACAACUAGAGAAAUCCAAAUGUGUUGUUCUUCAUAAAAUACCCAAUAAUUAUUAGUAAAUAAUAUGUUAUCCACAAACAAGAAGAAUUUUGCUUGUUGACCUGUAGCGCAGUUAUUCUCAUUUACCUGGGUUUUAUUGCAAACCUAUGAAGGCUUCUACAAAUACAAUCAAAUAGUGAGUCUGCUCUGUUACAUAACCGCAUACAUUGUGCAUUGUUGCAAUUACAGAAUGCAGAUUUGGCUUGGUACAAUCCCAAUCCUUAAUUCACUACAUCUCACUAAACACAGACAUCAAGGCUACACAAACAGAACAAAAUAAAAUAAAUAGUAUAAACAUCGUUUCUUUCCCUGAAUUCUCAACUUAUAUUCAAGAUAUAAAUUUACAAAGUCCAUAGAGUGUACUAAACAUUUCUGAUGCACUAAGAUAUCCUACAGUGUUUUAUUUAUUUAUUACUGGCAUUUAUAAAGCGCCAACAUAUUCCGCAGCGCUGUACAAUUGUACAAUAAAAAGGAAAAUUUAUUUGAGGAAACAAAAAAAAAAAUCCAGACAGCAGCUAAAGGUAAGCACUAACGUGCUUAUAAUAGAAUUCUCUGAUAUGAAAAUACUUUAAUAGAGUCCAGGGUUUUCCCCUUGUACAGCAAGUGUUCCUUUUUGCUUUGUUCAAAACACGUCAGUGUAAUAUGGUAAAGCAGGACUAUUGCAAUCUGAAAAUGUAGCUCGCUUUCUGAAGCAAAUCCCAGGCAACAUCUAGCAUUUGUCUGUUACACAGCCAGCAAGAAUCUAGGUCACGCUUCUCAUAUAACUGCAUAACAAGACUGAUAGUGAAUUCGCCUGAAGAAUUACAAGUAAAGUGUGAUAAACCAUUAGCAAAGACAAGUACACAUUCUAAUGCAGUAUUAAUUGAAGGCAGAGCAUAGUCUGUACAUCCUAGCCAUUCAUAAACAAAUUCUCCAUUAACACAGCAGGAGUUUUAGUUAAUUAAUACUGGAUCUAUACAAUGGCUCUACGGAGCCAUCGAUGGCAGACUCGAGUGAGAUCGUUUGCUUUAAUCGCUUUGAGCUUGAAUUUGUAAGCAGCACAAAAACUUCCAAAUGGCGGUUUUCAUAUAUGUUUACACACGAACGAGCUAUGACGUAUGCAAUUCGUCGUCCAUGCACUUGCUGAGAGUCGCAUAGAAGUUUGCCGGGCAAAUUAACUGUAAAAAGACGUCACAUUGACAAAAUCUUAUCAAAAGACAAUGGCGGAUAUUUAUCAAAGUGUUGUGAGAUAUGACGGUUUAAUUUUGAUGUUACCUUUUUCACGUAUAUUAAAGUGUUCUAAAAUUGAUCUAAACAGUGAAAGUUAUCUUUAUUAAAUUGGAAGUAAAUUCUUCCAAUUUUCGUACAAAUUUCAACUUUUAGAAGACCCGCAAACUUAAAGUGGUAGAAAAAAGAGAAUUAAAACAAAGCAUGUCUCUGUUAGAAAACAGAUCAGAAAGAUUGAUAAAUCCAUUUUGUUGAUAGAAAAAUGGCAAAUAUAUUCAAUAACUAUGGUUAAGGUGCAAAAAGAAGCAAAGGACUAAAAAAAUGGGAGAUUUAGUAAAAGUUUAUUGAAAAUUACACGUAACAUUGAAUGUUACUUUGAUAAAUCACCCCAAUGUGUUCUUCCCAGUUCCAAAAGUCAAUGGGUGUCUUAGGAUAGGUGGAUUAUAUUUAUGCCGUGAACCAAUUAUUAAACACGAGCGAGUUUAGCUGCUGUUUAGUCCCAAGACUGAUAUGUGCUGGGCAUGGAAAACUGUAUGGGGUCCUCGGGACCCCCUAUUAACCAGGUAGGGCCUGAUAACUGAUGACUCCCCUUUAACCUGUGUGGCUAAUGUAGGCAUUGAUUUAAUAUUUUCAAAAUAUGAAAAAAUUUAUGAAUAUAUAAAAAAAUAUCAAAAUCGUUUUCAAAAUAAUAAGUUACUUAAAAGCUUAUCCAAAAUUAUUAAACAGAGGCCAUAAUGAGCCAAAGUCUUGCUAUAACUUUUUAUAACGUUUCUGUAACGUUUCUUGCUAUAACGUUUAGAACGUUUCUGAGAGCCUUUCUAUCCUGAUAAACACCCUAAGAAGAAAAAUAAAAAUACAAAAUAGAUUCCUACUUCGUGUGACUCCAGAGAAAAGUGAUGACUAUUACUACUUGCCAUGUUUGGAAUAUGUCAUUUAGAACUUACCUGGCCAAGGAUAGAUUGUGUGAAAUAUUUCCUGUAGCGCUAAUUAUGAUACUGUCCAUUGUUUGUUCAUUGGAACCUAAACCAGCCAAUCACAGUGCGUGGGAGGGCUAAGACUGAGAUAUCCAAAAUCUCUCUAUACCGCGUCCAGCCGUCAGCUCGGAAGCAUGGCGUAUCUUUGUAAAGUCUCUAAUUACAUCUCUGCUCUGAGUUUAUUUAAAUUUUUCAUUUCUUAUUUUGAGUCUGUCUGUGUUUGAAGACGUACAGGGUGUUGUUUGACGCUGUACGAUAAUAUACAUAUCAAAUUAUUUUAUUUUAUAGUGUUUUUAUUUUUAUUUAUUUUAUAUAAAGGUUUUGAACUAAUUACCCUCUUCCUAAUGCUGCUUAGAAAUUAAGGCAAGGUGGCAAUGCUUUAUCCCCUUUUUUAAUGUUGUGGCGUCAGGGUAUUGGAAAUGUGUCUAUCUAUUGAGGUAAGACCAUAGUAGACGGGCAUCCCUUGGCCCUGUAAUACUGGGAGGGAGCAAAGUAUCUCAUAGCCGAGAGUUAUGUUGAUAUUACCCCUCUAUCCCAAAGGAGAAAGAAUGUAAAUGUAAUGAGAGAGGAGAAAGUCCUAUUGUUGACAGUUGCUGUUCUCAGUUCACUGCCCAUUUUAGAGACUGUGGCGCAUAGGUGUAGCAAUAUUCCAGGUAAAGACACUUAAAGAACAUUCUAACACCAUAACCACUGUCGCUCCUAAAGCCUACAAUUACCCUGGAUGGAUUCACAUUUGAUAAUGCAGACGUGUGAUUUCUACAACAUCUGGGAAGUUGCAGAGGGGUCAAGUUUUGGUGCUGGGAAGAAACCACUUACCACUACAAUGACCUACCUGUAAGGGUUUCUUUAAAUGACGAUAUGUGAUGUACAAAUGUGUGCAGUAAUAUCUGGGGGGGUUCUUUAAAAAUAUAAUUAAUAAUAUAAUAUAUCAUUUUAUAUAUUCUAAAAAUAAAGCGGUAAAUCCCAGAAGAGUGCCUACACAGCAAUUUCCUUAGCUGCACAAUAUUUAUAAUUGCCAAAAAUCAAUAGUUUGCUGCCUAACUGGGAUCUCCGAAGCAAUUAUGCUUUUAUGAAGCUUAGCUAACAUUAGCUAUGGAAUCCCAUUAACGCAACAUUCCAAUGUAACGUGGAUUCCCUUCUCUGACAAUCUGUUAUAUAGAAUGUGUCUGAUAUAAUAAUAUGUCUGCAACACUUAUACUGCAAGGCAUGACUUCCCAGAGAAAAUAUACUUUAAUCUGCUCAAUGCCAAGCUGUAGAACCAUGUAUUAUAAAGGCUUCCAAAGAGUUAAUUUCACACCAUUUAGCCGAAAUGGAAAAGAGCUAAAGUGUGUCAAUGCUUUUUAUAUUAGCAUAGUGAUGUGUGGCAUUCUGGGAGCUUUGUAAAAUCAGCCUUACAGAAUUGUUGUGCAGGAGGCAUUAAAUUAAAAUCUUCCACGUGACAUGAAGAUUUUCAUAUCCAUACAUUUGAUCACCUCUCUACCAGAAAAAGGAAACUGGUAGCAUUCCAGACACAAAGCAUGGGCAGAAUUGUGUAGUUUGGUUUGCUAAAACAAGGCUAUAGUUCAGCCCAUGAUUGGAGUUGGGCAUCAAGGAUUUAGAAUGACAAGACAUCAGAUUGAAUAGCCAAUUCUCACAUAUGGAAGUAUAUGUACUUUCACGCCUUUCACGACCACUGCAUUCAGUGAUGGUAUUGGGGGAGGAAUAACAACUGCAUUAAUAUAACAGUAUCUCUCGGUGCUCUCUUUCGUACAGAGGAGAGAGGACUAUGCUGUGAGGGUGCACAGUAGAGAGCUAUGUCACUCGGAAAGGAUCUCACACCCUUACUAGACCUCCAGCGAAGAAGGUUUAUGGAAACCACCAUCUUCUGGUGCCAUGGCCUCCAUUGAUACACCCAGAUUAAACCACAUUAAAGAGAUGUACACAGAAGUGAAUAGUAUAUAUAGAUCCCACCACUAAUGUGUUAAUGGAGCGCUUUAGAUUUUGGACUUACCCCUAUGGGUUAAUACAAUUCUCAGUUUUUAGGAAAUGUAUUUCAAGAUAUAAUCUGUAACAAUAAAGCUAACAUGGUGCAAUAUACUAGUGACACAGAAUUUUAAAGAGAUUAUAGUGGUAUAGAGUCACAAUGAUCUCACUCACAUGGGACAGAGCCUCUUUGGAUGGGCUCAAGUCACUUAGACAUAUGUGUACUAUGGUGACACCAAACCCCCGGUUUCUUCCUUUUCUUCUUCACAAGUACCUCAUAGGUCAGGGAGAGAAGAGGGCAGGGGAACAGGGGAAGCAGAACAGCUUCUAGUGUAAUUAAUCCCACAGACCAAAAGUACACUUAGGAAAGAUGGCUCCUCACCUUUUCAGGAGCCUGGACCUUGCUCCUGGUAUAUAGGUAUAUGUGCCUUUAAGGGGGCAGCUACCCUUCUUUUAACAGCAAGAUGGAAGAUGGUCAACUUGGGUUCUUGUAUAAAAUGUAAUUUAUUGAACAAAUAAAAUACUUAGCAUGCAAAAUAAAAACGUUCUAAAAAUAUAUAUAUAUAUAUAUAAUACAGACAACAAGUCUUCCUCCCGAGACACGUUUUACUGUAUCCCCACAGCUUUUCAAUACCGAUUGCACAUGGGGAGUGUAGGCUAGCCCGUCUGUUCUGAUCACACAGAAGAAGUACCUCAAAUGACAGCAAACUUAAUGCUGGCCAUGAUAGAAAUGUGUCCAAACACACAGUAUAUCGCAGUUUGCUGCAUAUGGGGCUGCAUAGCCGCCCACCAGUCAGAGUGACCAUGAUGACCCUGUCCACCUCCAAAAAGCCUUUAAUGGGCAUGUGAAGGUCAAACCUGAACCAUGGAACAAUGGAAGAAGGUUGCAUAGUCUGAUGAAUCAUGUUGUCUUUUAGAUCAGGUGGAUGGCCAGGUGCGUGUUUGAGGUUUACUUGGGAAAGAGAUGGCAGCGAGAUGGGAAGAAGGCAGGCCAACUGAGGCAGUGUUAUGCUCUGGGCAAUGUUCUGCUGGGAAACCUUGAGUCCUGGCAUUCGUGUGGAUGUUACUUUGAGACAUAUUACCUACCUAGAGAGUGUUGUAUACCACAUAUCCCUGUUCACUGCAAUAGUGUUUACUGAUAGCAGUGACUUCAUUCAUUAGGAUAAUGCACACUGCCUCACUGUGAAAACUGUUCAGAAUUAGUUUGAAGAACAUGACAAAGCAUUCAAGGUGUUGGCUAGGGUCUGCUGCUAAUGUCUUGGUACAAGAUACCACAGGGCACAUUUAGAGGUCUUGUAGAGUCCAUACUUCGAUGCAUCAGUACUAAUUUGGCAGAACCACACGAUAUUAGGCAGGUGGUUUUACUGUUGUGGCUGAUCCAUGUAUUAUCAAGGAUGUUUUUUGUAACAUAACCACUACAGCUCACUGAACAGUUUGAUAUAAAUUGAGAGUCUUCCCCCGCUCCCAUCUCAGCUGCAUUAAUAGUACUGAAUUAACACUUUCAUAUUAUCGGUGACACUUUUAUCUAACGUGGAUGUCAUUGCUAGACUACCAAUUCUGGGAGCAGUCUUUUGGCACCAUUAAAAGACCCAGUUUAUUUCAGACCAUUCUUAAAUGCUUUGAUAUUAGAGCUGUACACAGUGCCAGGGACUUUGGGCAACAUACCUAUUACAGUGAACUGUAGUAUUUAGGUUUUUUAAACUAUUUCUUUAAGCUAUUCCUGUCUCGUGCAGUGAUGUUAUUGUGUAGUGUCAAUAAUAUACAUGAUACUUUGGUUCAAUAGCUACCGAGAGAUAAUGUCAUCUUAUACUAGCCCACAGUAGACUAGGGAGAUUCUGAAUAAGAAGUAUUGAUGUCUCCAGAAGCUCUGUUUUGUCAGCAAAUCUCUCCGGACAUUGUAACAAUUGCUCCAUUCCUCAAAAUGUCAUUUUGAAAUACCCUGGGAGAUUGAGACAAGAACCUACGAAAGUCCUUUCCCCCCCUCACAGUGUGCAUUGUAAAGCAUAGACUAUAUUGUGUUCUCUAAAACAAUGCGUGUUAUAUGUUAACAUUACAGUAGUACAUGAUUUGCCCAGCAUGACGAAUGGUUGCACAUCGCAUAAGCUCUGGGAGCAGGGGCGUACCUAGAGCAUUUGGCACCCGGGGCGGAUCCUGUGCUUGGCACCCCAACCUCCCCCCCCACCCAAAAAAAAAAAAACCUGUAAAAAAUGUUAAAGGUUUUCUUUCUUUUUUUUUUACAAUUUGUAAACUUUGCAAAACCGCUGUCAGCCCCUCCUACAAAACCCUUGUCCUGCCCGGCCCCUCCUACAAAACCUCUGUCCUGCCCCUUCUACAAAUCCUGUACUGCCCCGUCUACAAAACCCCCGCAACCCCCUUCCACAAAUCCCCUGCUUAUCCCCCCUUAUAAAGACUCCUGUCCCAAUACAGAACCCCCGCCCCCUUCUACAAAAUCCCUGCAGCCCCACACACACAUUUACAGGCAGACAGUCACACACUCAGUUACAGACAGACAGUCACACACUCAGUUACAGGCAGACAGUCACACACAGUCACAGGCAGACAGUCACACAUACACAUUUCCUCCGUGCGGCCAGUUUAUCAGCUGUUUGCUUGUGUGAGCUGUACUGGCCGCACGGCAUCCUAACUACCAUGGGAUACUGUGUGGCCACAGCGAACACAGCUCCCUCCAGCCAGGGCCUGUGCAAGGAUUUUUGCCACCCUAGGCAAAAGUAAAGUUUGCCGCCCCCCCCAUGUGACAUCACAAUGCCCCACCCAUAUGAUAUGCCAUGUUAAGUAACGCCAGUGCUGCAGUGCCGCCGUGUUUACAUUAAAAGGCCUGCAGGGACAGGCUAUAGACACCAGAACCACUACAUUAAGCUGAAGUGGUUCUGGGGACUAUAGUGUUUCUUUAAUGUGAGGUAAAUUAGAGCUUAGUGCCACAAAUAAUAUACUAGAUUGCCUACUUACAACCAGAUGAGGAUGAUGAUGGGCUCUAGCUGCAGUCUGGCUCCACUGGUCUGGUGCAGAACAGGCUCUCUGGAGGCGGUUUGUAACUGUGGUCACAAAAAUCAAUGUUCUGGGAGAACGGGAAGCAGCUCCAUUUUUGGGGGUCCUUUACACAGCUCAAGGUCUGGGUCCCAGGGUCCACUUUCAUGUUCCACCAAUGAGUUUGUUCACAGGGGGUGGAGUGUGUAAGGGAUGUCCUGAUAUGUGUGUAAGGAAUGCAUUGUGUGAAAUUGUGUUUGUAUGUGGAAGGGCUGCAAGGUGUGUUUCUGUGUAUGUAUGGGAUGCAUUGAAUGUUUGUAAGGGGUGCAUUGAGUGUGUGUAAUGAAUGCAUUGUGUGUUUCUGUGUGUGUAAGGGAUGCAUUGUGUGUAACGGUUGCAUUGCUUGUGUAUGUGUGUCUGUGUGUGUAAUGCAUUGUGUGUUUUUCAGUGUGCAAGGGGUGCAUUGUGUGUAUGUGAUGAAUGUCAAUCUCUCCUCCCGCUCCAAUUUCCUUCUCCUCCUCCCAAUUUCUUUUCUCACCCCCCUCCUAAUUUCUCUCCCCCCUAAUUUCUCUUUCCCCCUCCUAAUAUCUCUUCCCCCUCCUAAUUUCAAUUUCUCUCCCCCCCUCCUAAUUUCAAUUUCUCUCUCCCCCCCAAUUUCUCCUCCUCUCCUAAUAUCUCUCCCUCCCACCUCUCUCUCACCCCCUCUUCUUUUCUCUCUUCCCCCCUCCUUUCUUCUUUCUUCACUCCUCUCCCCUCCUCUCUUUCCUCCUUCUCCCCUUCCUUUUCUUUCCCCCUCUCCUCUUCCUCCUUUUCUUCCCUCCUUCUCCUCCCCUUUCUUUCCCCUCCUUUCUUUCUUUCACACCUCUUUCUUUUCCUCACCCUCCUCCUUUCUCUCCCCAUUUCACAGGGAAGGGGGGAGAAAGAUGGGGAGAGACACAGGGAAAGGGGGGAGGGAGAGAGAUGGGGAGAGACACAGGAAAAGGGGGGAGGGGGAGAGAUGGGGAGGAGGGGAGAGAAACAGGGAGAGAGAUGGGGAGAGAAAUGGGGAGGAGGGAGAGACACAGGGAAAGGGGGUGAAAGAGGCAGAGGGGGAAGAGAAAGACAAAGAGGGAGAAAUGAGAGAGAGACACACAAGGGGAUGGGAAGAAAGAGGCAGAGGGGGAAGAGAGAGACUGGGAAGGAGAGGGGAGGCAUUGACACAGAGGAGCAGUGAGGGGGAGAAAGAAACAUACAGAGUGACUGGGGGAGACAAAAAGGCACACAGAGGAGCUGGAGAUAAAGCGAGACACAUAGGGGCAGUAUAUAUCACUUGUGGAUGGGGGGGCAAUGGGUCCCCCCCCCCCCCAAGGCUUUCCCCUGCCGGCCUAUCUCCCUCUCCGUUCCACAGGCACCGUGCAGCCAGUUGGCAGGGGAGGAAGAGAGGACCUGGGGCAACGCUCCGGCUCUCAUGAGGGUGAACUCUAACCCUGGAGCUACGGGCUAGAGUUCACUCUCACCACUUCCUGGUGGUCCCAGUAGUAGGAGUGAACUCUAGCCCCAUACACACACUGCCCCACACACACACACACACACACACACACCAUACACAUUUACACACUGCCCACCCACACACUGAACCUUUCACACACAUUGCACCACUGCUCCUAUACCCUACUACAGCCCCAUAUCCCCGCAGACUCCAGGUAAGGUUUGUACUGGCCCCGAAUAUAUUUGUAUAAAGUUAUCAUAUCCCCUCUUAGGCGCCGUUUUUCCAAACUAAACAGAUUUAAUUUUUUUUAACCUUUCUUCAUAACUAAAAUGCUCCAUUCCUUUUAUCAAUUUUGUAACUCGUUUCUGGACUUUUUCUAGUGUCAUGAUAUCUUUCUUUAGAACAGGCGCCCAAAAUUGCACAGCAUAUUCAAGGUGUGGUCUUACCAGCGAUUUAUAAAGAGGCAAAAUUAUAUUUUCAUCCCGAGAAUUUAUGCCCCUAUUUAUACAUGACAAAACCUUACUGGCCUUAGCAACUGCAACAUUGCAUAUUGCUGCCUAAUUUGUUGUCUAUAACAAUUCCCAAAUCCUUCUCGUGUGUGGUUAUCCCUAAUUCACUACCAUUUAGUGUGUAAGUUGCUUGUGCAUUCUUAACCCCAAAGUGCAUAACUUUGCAUUUCUCUACGUUAAAUUUCAUCUGCCAUUUUAGUGCCCAGUCCCCCAAUCUAUCCAAAUCCCUCUGCAGCAAAGCAAUAUCCUGCUCACAUUUUAUUACUUUACAAAGUUUUGUGUCAUCUGCAAACACUGAUACAUGGCUUUCAAUGCCUAUUUCAAGAUCAUUUAUAAAUAUGUUAAAUAGAAGCGGUCCCAAAACAGAACCCUGAGGGACACCACUUACCACUUUUGUCCAGCCUGAAGAUUUCCCGUGAAUGACAACUCGUUGUACUCUAUCCUUAAGCCAAUGUUCUACCCAAGAACAAGAAUAAUCAUCUAGACCAAUUUUUUUUUAGUUUGAAGACUAACCUAUUGUGAGGAACUGUAUCAAAUGCCUUGGCAAAAUCCAAGUAGAUCACAUCCACUGCAACACCCUGAUCUAUACUUCUACUUACUUCUUCGUAGAAUGCAAUCGUGUUGUGUUCUCAGGAGGAUAUCAUGUAGGCCACAGACACACAAGGCACAACAUCCAAGACACACUGUUGGUCCUUCCCUUUUAGAUAUAUAACACAUUAACAGUCAAAUAGAUCAUUUGUGUCUUAUAUUUUCAGUAUUUUUUUCAUAUUUUUGAAUGUGCUCUGGAAACUAUCACGUGUAUAUGGUUAAUCACACAGAUCACGCACCCCUAGGGGAGGCUCUGUAUGGACCAAAAUAGUGUCAGCAAAGACGUAUGUAUUCUUCUCAUUAAAUCACCAUAUUCACUCGCUGUCUGUAAAAUUCUUAGCUCUGCUGAGUCUGUUUGUUGUCUAGUGACAGCAAGAGAUCAAUAGAAAAAAGCACCGUCAACACUUUUAGCAAAUUAAACUGAUUAAAUACUAUCUUAUUGUCAUCCAACCCCUGGUAGACUGAUCCAAAAUAAACAUGGGUAAAAGAGUGCUGGGGAGAAAUACGCAACGUACAAUUAACCAUUUGGACUAAUUGAACUUGGUUUUUUUUUUUAAAUCAGCUAAUUAAUUUAAAAUCAUGCAAACCAACACUUUAAACUCAACAUUGUCUUGAACUGUAAUUAAAAAUUUAAAUAUAUAUAUUAGAAAUAAAUAAUGAAGAAAUAGAACAUAUAUGUAUUUCAAUUCCUUGCCAUAAUCCAAACCAUCCAUGGAGCAGGCACUCAGUAUUCUGUUGUGGACCACAUGGCCAGGACUGGCAUUAAAGCAUGAUGGGAAAUGGCCGGUGUCCUACGUUUCAGGGUGCUAGGAAUGCAUGUGUCUAAUGUUCCAUCAUACGUCUCACAUUCCUUCACUUUAAUGGCAAUGCAAUAUCUGGACAAGAAGAAACCGAGUUAGAUGGACUGUAAGGUUUAGGGAAGGUGGCAAACAAUCGGGUUGGGGAUUAAUGUCAUAAAGCACAGUUUAUAAAAGUUAGGGUUACAUUUAGGGUGUGAAUUAUAUUUAAAUUGAGGAUACAUUUACAUUUAGGGAUCAUUAUUGAAUGAGAAUAGUGAUUAAAUCACGAGUAAUCAAUAAUUUGACUUGCAAUCCCCACACUAAGUAUUUUAUAUUUAUUGAUGAUUUUACUGCACGUUAACCGUCAAUCUAACUCGGCUUAGUCACCUUCUUAUGAACAGGGCAAGAGGCAGUCUGGGUACAUUUGGGAGGCUCAUGGGAAUUGAGAAAGUCUGCCGGGAUGCAACAUUGUGUAGGAUGCAGCGUAAUAACAUCUCCAUGUCUUCCGGUCUGAUACAGAGUAUAUAAUUUAGUCUUUCAGAAUUCUUUCAAAUCCUUGAAUAAUCUCCGGUCUAUGGAGAAAAGAGAUAGUGUCCACAUUGAGAAAACUGAGGCCACUUAGUUUUUGUCCAAAAUACAAUGUUUCUGGUUGUUGUAAAUCAGUAGCUUGCUAGUUAAGGUUCCAUGUCAGUGUGGUGACAGUGUAGUUCUGAUUUAUUUUCGGCUGUGCAUGUUGUGAUUGAAACUCAUAAAUCCGCUGCUGUUAUAAUAGAGGCAGUUUUAUCACGAGUGCCGGUAUCGGCAGAUCCAUUAAUGUCACUGACUGAUAAAAUAAAUAGAUAUUAUACAAAACAAGUAUUCAGUGGCGUAAAUUAAUAGAUGGGUCAGGUGACUGGGUGAAGUCUCUGAAACCAUUUGAAUAACUUAGAACUCAUGGGGUUUAUUUACUAAACAGACGUCGGUCAGGUUUUUUUUAUAUUUUUUUCACCCCACUAUUUAGACUUACAUAUUGCAAGAAGGUUGUCAAUGUAUAAAAUGUGUGGGGCUAUCUCGCAGAGCUGUACAACCAGCCAAUCACAAUGCAGCAGUAAGGGAACCAUUCCAUUACAGGGACACUGUAAGCACCAUGACCACUAUAGUGUGAUGUACUUGUUAUGAUUCUGAAAGAGUCCCUUUAAGUUCAAUGCAUUCUUCCUUGCAAAACUGUUAAUAUUGCUCAUGCAAUUACAUUAUUCUACUUCUCUCCCUCUAACACCAGAUCUAAGUCUCUUCUUUCUGAUGUUUAGAUGUACUUAUUUUCCACUGAUGUUGAGUUCUAUCUCUCCUCCUCAGACAUCCAGAUCUCUUCUUUCUGAUGUCCAGGUCUACCACACUUCAUAUAAUGUACAGAUCCAUCUCUCUUCCUCUAACACUAACUCCAAGGUCUACCUCUCAUCCUCUAACACUAACUCUAAGAUCUACCUCUCUUCCUCUAACACUAAUUCUAAGAUCUACCUCUCUUCCUCUAACACUAACUCUAAGAUCUACCUCUCUUCCUCUAACACUAACUCCAAGGUCUACCUCUCUUCCUCUAACACUAACUCCAAGGUCUACCUCUCUUCCUCUAACACUAACUCUAAGAUCUACCUCUCUUCCUCUAACACUAACUCCAAGGUCUACCUCUCAUCCUCUAACACUAACUCUAAGAUCUACCUCUCUUCCUCUAACACUAACUCUAAGAUCUACCUCUCUUCCUCUAACACUAACUCUAAGAUCUACCUCUCUUCCUCUAACACUAACUCCAAGGUCUACCUCUCUUCCUCUAACACUAACUCCAAGGUCUACCUCUCUCCCUCUAACACCAGAUCUAAGUCUCUUCUUUCUGAUGUUUAGAUGUACUUAUUUUCCACUGAUGUUGAGUUCUAUCUCUCCUCCUCAGACAUCCAGAUCUCUUCUUUCUGAUGUCCAGGUCUACCACACUUCAUAUAAUGUACAGAUCCAUCUCUCUUCCUCUAACACUAACUCUAAGGUCUACCUCUCUUCCUCUAACACCCAGAUCUACCUCUCUUCCUCUAACACUAACUCCAAGGUCUACCUCUCAUCCUCUAACACUAACUCUAAGAUCUACCUCUCUUCCUCUAACACUAACUCCAAGGUCUACCUCUCAUCCUCUAACACUAACUCUAAGAUCUACCUCUCUUCCUCUAACACUAACUCUAAGAUCUACCUCUCUUCCUCUAACACUAACUCUAAGAUCUACCUCUCUUCCUCUAACACUAACUCCAAGGUCUACCUCUCUUCCUCUAACACUAACUCCAAGGUCUACCUCUCUUCCUCUAACACUAACUCUAAGAUCUACCUCUCUUCCUCUAACACUAACUCCAAGGUCUACCUCUCUUCCUCUAACACUAACUCCAAGGUCUACCUCUCUUCCUCUAACACUAACUCUAAGGUCUACCUCUCUUCCUCUAACACUAACUCCAAGGUCUACCUCUCUUCCUCUAACACUAACUCUAAGGUCUACCUCUCUUCCUCUAACACUAACUCCAAGGUCUACCUCUCUUUCUCUAACACUAACUCUAAGAUCUACCUCUCUUCCUCUCACCCUACCUCUAAGAUCUACCUCUCUUGACCUGACCUCACUUUAUUUUCUUCUGGAUCAUGUAACUAGCUGCCUUUCCUUGAUCCUUCAUCUUCUUGUUUUUUUCUCCUUUAAGUACCUCUCCUCAUUUUUCUAUGUCCCUUCAACUUACUGGAAGUCCUUUUAGCUCUCCUCCACAGGUUCACUUGCAUCGCACCUUUUUUGACUCUGACCCUUUCAUUUACUUUGCUAUUACCUUUUGUGGGGUUUUACCCAAUUCCAAGAUUGUAUGUGCAUUUUCUCCUGUCUAUAUUAGGACAGGAGCCUGAAAUUGGGACAAUCCCACAAGGUCCAGGACUGUUGUGUGUUGUGCAUGCGCUUGUGUGUGUUUUUUUGUUGUUGUAAGUGUGUGUAGUUAAUUGGGUGUGUGUGAAAGAUAGUAGCUUAUGGUGUGUUGGCUAGUUAACUGUUUGUGGAUUAAUGUAUCACUUAUUAACCUUUUGAAAACCAGAGGUGCACCCAUCACAUUGACUAAUGUUUUUUUUUUUUCCACGGCUUCUAGAUAUCUUAGGGGAAUUUGUCAAGCCUUGAUAUAAUAUGCAGUUUAUGUAAUAAGCACUCUAUUCUGGGAACUCAAGAUGAAUGUAUUCGACCUGUGAACUGGGUCUCAAAGGGUCUGCUUUAGUUUGCAUAAAUCUGGACCGUGAAUCAGGAAUUAAGUCGCACAUAUAUUUCUUAGGAGAUUUUUUGGAUUUUCACAGUUUUGCUGUUUCAGCUGCCCGAUAAUACGAUUUUAUUCUGCAGUUCUGAGCAGGAAUUGACAUUUUUACUUGCAAGCAAUAAAUGUUUAUUAUUAAUGGAAGCGAGGGAAAAAAGGUUAAAAGUACACUUAUAUGCUUUAUUUUUAUUUAUUUAUUUACAGAACGUGAAAAUAUACAGCUAAGGCAUGUUCUGAAAUUAAGUUUAUCGAGUUAUUCCUCUGAAAUAAUUCUAGCGAUUCUAAAAGAUUUUUAUAAACCAGGCAUUUGUUACAGUCAUAAUCUGAAAAAAAUAUAUAUUAUAUGCAAUGCAUGAAGGAGCUGCUUAAAUUACUACUGAAUUAUUGUCUUUGUAUUACACCCUACCUGCAGCUUCUUAAAUAGCAAUUAGUAUUAAACAUUAUCUUUUAGUAAAGUAGCUACCGGAAGGGGACCGGUCACUUAUCUGGAAAUUACCUGAUUGAAUAAAACAUAAAAAGAAAUCAUCUUUAACUAGUGUUAACCUUUUUCAUGUGAUGCUACAUUUAAAAAAACAAAACAUUAUAAUAAUAAUAAAUAUAUAUAUAUAUACCGGUAUUAAUUGUUGAGCACAGUAGUCCACUUUCCUCGCCUAAUAUGUUUCGUAUUGCAUUCUUAGACUUUUUCCAGAGGCAUUAUCAAAAAAAUAAAUCCCCAUAUAAAGCGCUGAGAUUGUAGGGCGUUAGACAGGCGGAACAUUCUCUGUGUGCUUCAUUACAGGUAAAGGUUUAUAACCAUUUAGAAUGGAAUUUAUCCUGGGAGACAAUGGACAGUAAAAUACUACAUUUGGAAAUUCGUUUAAUUCCAAACUGCAAUUCGCCCAAAUUUGGGCCAAUUAGGUGAUUGUCCAAAUUCCCAAACUCUAUGGCCCAAUCUCGAACCAAAUAAAAUGUGCAAUGGACGAAAUUGUUCUUUUCGAUUCGUAUUUCAGAAUUCCGCUGAAAGAGAUGAUUUUAUUGAUAUCACUAGUGAAAAGUGGGAGCAGUUAAAAAAACCUCAAUAUACAUUUACUUAAAUAUUAGAUAUGGUUUAGCCCCCAAAAAACAACCAUUUUUUUGCUCCGUUGGUAUCUGAGACUAAACAUCCAUUGGCUGGUAGGUUUUAGUGUGGGUGCUAAUACAAUAUACCAAAAUCUGCCAAUUUUAAAUGCACUCAUGUCACUUUUCCCUAUUAAUGGAUAUUGUAUUUGAAUUAUCUUAUUAAAUUAUUAAAUUAUCUGGAUGUGUACUGAUUCAGUUAUAAUUGCACUAUGUUAUACAUUUUAAUAACAAAACAGAUGAUUUUUUGAAAUGUUAUCUUUAUUGCUUCCCUGCUGUAAAAUAAUGAAUAUAUAGAAUGCUAGAUAUAGUUUCUAUCUAGCAUCAUGUCACCCACCUCCCACGUAUUCUAAUUACUUGAAUACAGUUUACAAAUCACAAGACUGCAGAGAGGGGUCACCCCCUUUGCAGUAUUUGUCAAGUAUUGUUCUGAUGUUAUUAAUUGGUGCAGAUAAAAUCUCACUUGCAUCAGGGCAGCUGCAUCAAAGCUAAACUAAUGUCCACAAGGAGCAUAAAAAAAAGAAUUAUAUCAUACAAGAUCACCCAUGCAAAAAUAAUAGGGGUUUAGUUACAGAAUAUGAUCAUAUGUUGCAUAGGCCUGCCACAAAGCCAAUUCAACCCAUUUCUGGCAGGACCUAUCUGUCACAUAUUCAUCCACAUAUAAAAAUGUGAUUAAUUAAAUUUAAUGUCCUGACAGGAAAAGUUGUGCCGAGCAGCUACCAAAUCCACAGGAGGGUUUGUGCUGAGCAGCAAUUAUGCAAAUGUGAACCUGAUAACUGCCUUUGGGGUCAGAGGCCGGUUACAGCCUAUCAGACCUAGAGGAGGGGUAUUUAGGCCCAGUUCUCAUCCUGCUCAGUGCCCUGUCGUGGUUUCCCUUGUGGUUGUCCGAGAGCGUGUUCCUGAUUCAAGUUUCUUCUGGUUUUUGUUUUUGACUUCCCUGUUUUCUGGCAUCCCUGACCCCUGGCAUUUCCUUAUCGUUGUGUCUCUUUCUGUAUCCCCUGACCUCGGCAAGUAUCCUGACUAUUAUUUGGUACGUUAAGUCCGGCCAUUCUAAGGUCCGGUAAUACGUUACCUGUUAGUCAUCUGUGUGACACAAUUCUAUGUGCUGGAUCAACUAGUUAUUCUGACACUAUCCUACUUCUUUAUAUCGGAAAGAGUCCAUGAGGUGGCCCUGCUUCCAGAUUUGGGUACGCAUAGUCCCAAACUGCCACCACAUGUAACAUACAAAAUCUGACUGGAAAAAUUGUUAAUAUAAUGAGAACGGUUUGCGAGACAUUAAUGUAAGGAGAGUGGACUGAAUGCGCAUGCGUGAACAAUGAAAACUUUAUUGUACUCGUCAGUGGGGGCGUUAGACACCGAUGAGUCAACAUCUGCACUGUGCGCUGUUGCAUUAAAAAUGACUGAGCGAGUAGAGCAAAAAAUCUUCAUGGCAUUUUGCGUUAAGGUUGAACAAUUCCGGUGAUUCAGAAGGCUUUUGGGGACGAUACAAUGAGUGCAGCACAUAUAAGUGUGGCACAAACUCUUCAAACUUGGUUGAGAAUCUGUUACAAUAUUUAGUGCCCUACACAUUCUGACUUUCCCCCCCAAAAAAAUGGAAAAGGGAAGAGAUUUCAGACCGUUGAUGAGAUUGUUAAAUACGACAAGGCAGCUGAUGGUGAUUCCAACAAGGAUUUUGCAGAGUGUUUUGAACAGCUGAAUAGACACAGGGAGGAAUGUGUGAGGGGCCCACUUUGAAGGAGACUGAGGUGUCAUUGUCCUAUGCCCAAUGUUUCUUGUCUCUACUUCAAUAAAUGUCUCUAUUUUUCAAAUUACAUGACUGGAUACUUUCCAUACUGACCUCGUAAUUCAUGCAUGUGGCUGUGUAGCCCAAACUUGUUGUAGUGUGGCACUUUCAUGGCGAACUCAUUGUGAUAUAACAUGAAACCAUACAUUCAUUUUAGCAGAUCUCAGUUAGAAAAUUUCUAUCAAUUAAGAAAAAAAUACAUCUUUUUAAAAUGUCUCUUAUUUUCUUUUAGGUGGUAAUUGAGUAAAUGCCAUGGAGAGCAAAGUGAUUGACUAUCGUAUCAGUGGUAAGUAUACAUUUAAAGAUAAAUACAGAAAAUAAGGAAAUAGCUCCCAAAAUGUUAAUUCUAUAUUACUUUAAAUAUAUAAUUGCUUUCCAAUAUUGUCUUUUCAUUAGGGCAUCUAAGCAUUCUAGGAUAUAGCUUACAUAGUAACUAUACUGUUACACUGUAUCAUACCUCCAAACUGCCCAGAAUUCAUUGGGACAAUCCCAAUGACAGAAUCUGUCCCAUUUUCUUAUACCUUCCGGUGUUGGGAAGCAUGCAGUUCUAACUUAUUGCUCGGUUACUCAAUGUGUUAACGUGAUGGUACUAGACUUGACUAAACAAACUUGUGAAAUGGAAAUAUCGUUAAACAUUUCAAAAAAUAUAUAUUUAUAUUUAAAUAACCACUUUGUCAAGACUAGCAGUCUCCCUAUUUUAAAAAUAAAUAAAAAUACAAUUGUAUAAUUAAUAAAUGCUUCCAGAACAAAAGACCUUCUUUAAAAUUUAAUCUUAUUAUCACCCACUGUAGAGGGUUACGUAAUGUGUAUUAUUAUAUAAAAUAAUAAGAUCUGUUUAACAUAUUCAUGGUGUAUGUGAUUGUGCUGGUCCAUAGCAUCUCACACAGCUAUGUUAAAUUCGACAUAAUCAAUACAGGAGCCAGGGUAGAAAGAUCCAUAUUAGCUGAUUAGAAAUAGAAUUAUUGUGAAAAGUAAAAGAAAUGGUAUGAGAUAUAGGAAGCUUGGUUUAAUUGGGCACAAUUACAUUGGACUCCCACUGUGUACAGCAACGAACUGAGUUUAUAGUUCAGGAAUGUAAUAAUGUAUUAAAUAUUAAUGGGGACAAAUAGAAUUCUUUAAAUUGGAAUAAAGGAACACAAAGGGAUCAUAGAAGGUUAAUUUUAGUGAAUUUGUUAUAGUGCCCAGUGUUGCUUUAAUGGCUGGAUAGUUUUUUACAUUCUUUAUUUGAGUAUAGCAAGUAGUAUAUAAUACACAGGGAGGUAGAAAGUAGUAUAUAAUACACAGGCAGGUAGAAAGUAGUAUAUAAUACACAGGGAGGUACACACAUUAACCCGUCUGCAGGACAAACAAGCAGAAUUUCAGAACUCAAAAAUAGAACCAAUGGGUUAUACGACCAUAUCAGAAGAGACAGAAGAAGAAAAAAGCUAAGGAAGAAGAAAGAAGAGUAAGGGAAUAAAGAGAGGGGGGGAAAAAGCAGAAGCAUGGAGAAGGGAUAUCCUCCGCAGGGUUGGGAGAUCAAAUAUUUAUAUCAUAAGCAAAAACAAUAUCAGAUUGUGUAUUCCUCAUAGGGUUGCCAGCAGGGCCGGCCCACGACAUUGUGCUGCCUGGGUUCCACGAUGAAAUGCUGCCCCCCAUAUAUGUGUCUGCAAUGCUAGUGUGCAUACGUGUGUGUGUGUGUGUGCUGGGGAUGAAGUGUGUGUCUCUGUGUGUGUCUUGGGUUGAAGUGUGUCUGUGUGCUGGGGAUGAAGUAUGUGUCUGUGUGUGUGUACGCUGGGGAUGUAGUGUGUGUCUGUGCACUGCAGUGAAUACACUUGCCUAUACACAGUGUCUGUGUAUCUCCAUGUGUGUCAGUAUGUGUAUCGGUGUGUCUGCAUCUACAUGUGUUUCAGUGUUUGUAUCUGUGUGUCUGUAUCUGCAUGUGUGGCAAAUGUUUGUAUCUGUGUAUCUGUACAUCUGUAUGUGUCAGUGUCUGUAUCUGUAUAUCUACAUGUGUAUCGGUGUGUCUGUGCAGCUAUAUGUGUGUCAGUACGUGUAUCAAAUACUGACACAUACAGACACACACACACAGAUGUACAGACACCCUGAUAUGCAUACAGAUACACAUACACACAGAUAAACACACACACACAAAUACACACUACACACUAUACACACAUGCAGAUACACAGACACUACACAGAUACCCACACUACCACAGACACUACACACACACACACUACACACAAAGAUACACACUACACACACAGAUAAUCACACACACAGAUGCAUAGGCACUACAAAGACACUACACAAAUGUUCUCACAGAUACACACACACUACACAGACACCACACACACACAUUACACACAGAGAUACACACACACAAACACACACAGAUACACAGACACUACACACACACACACACACACACUCACUACACACAGAGAUACACACUACACACAGAUAAUCACACACACAGAUAAUCACACACACAGAUUCAUAGACACUACAAAGAUACUACACAAAUGCACUCACAGAUACACACACACACAUUACACACAGAGAUACGCAUCAACACACAGAUAAACACACACUACACACAGAGAUACAAACUACACACACAGAUACACACACACAUAUACACAUACUACACACACACACACACUGAUAAACACAUACAAAUACACAAACAUUAAGAAAUUAAGCCACACUUCGGUUUCCUACAUAAUGCUGGCUGUGACUGGUGGGAGUCGGGGCCUGCUCUCACGAUCCGGCCCCAUCCUCGUGGCUUCCUCCUACGGCGCGGCUGUGUCAGUGAGCUGGGAGGAAGUGAGAGGUUGUUUCUUCCUCCAAGCUCUUCCUGCGGAUGGAAGGUGCCCGGUCACGCUGUUAAAGCGCCACAGUGCACGACCGGGUCCCUCAUUGCACAUGUCCACCGGGUGGCCAUAAGAGCAUGGGACUCCUGAUAAACCCUCACACAGGUUCCCAACAAGGGCGGUGCAGCUGCAUUGCUGCCAUGGGUUGGGAACUCCUGUGUUAGAAGCCGCCCCAGUCAGAGUGCCACCUCGAGCCGUGGCUCCACAGUGGUCUAUGGACGGGCCGGCCCUGGUUGCCAGACCUUAUAGAAAGAAGACAUAGUAUUGUUUAGCUCAUUAAAGCCAUUAAAUUAGCCAUUAGAUGAUUAUUCUUUAACUUGGUGAAGACUGCGUCUAGCGUUGGGACAGAAUCUUAUAACCAGCACUGCACCCACCAGUGUUUUGCAGCAGUGAAAGUGACUUUAUUACAUUUUAGUUUCAACUCAGCAGAAGAAAAUUCCUUCAUCAGUUUUAAUAACAGGAAGAACCAUGGGUCAGAUGGUAGGAAUUUACGUGUUUUCAUCAUGAUUUCCUACUAAAAAAACUAUGCGCUGAACACAGUACAGAUGUUCAUCCUUUGCUCAGGACACAAGGUUAUGAGUUAUGUUUUAGAAUAUAUCUAUCACUCAGACACUCCCAGCUGCUCACUCAUCAUUAAGACUUUCAAUGAUGAGUGGCAUGUGCAACACUUUCAUAGCUUUCCAUGAGAGAGCUUGUAGAGCCACCAAGAGCAUGAACUGAAUAGAAAAUACAGCCUCCUCACACACAGUCUAUCCCCCAAUUCACCCUUCCAAUCAUUGUUACCAACACACACAGUCGCCCUGCCAUAUUCACCCCCACACUCACCCCACACACAGUCACUAUGUCAUACUCACACUGUCACAGUCACAAUGCCAUAGUCACUCUGUCAUACUCACCCUGCACACAGUUACCCUGUCAUACUCACACUGUCACAGUCACAAAGCUGUAGUCACUCAGUCACAGUCACCCUGCACACAGUUACCCUGUCAUACUCACACUGUCACAGUCACAAAGCUGUAGUCACUCAGUCACAGUCACCCUGCACACAGUUACCCUGUCAUACUCACACUGUCACAGUCACAAUGCCAUAGUCACUCUCUCAUACUCACCCUGCACACAGUUACCCUGUCAUACUCACACUGUCACAGUCACAAAGCUGUAGUCACUCAGUCACAGUCACCCUGCACACAGUUACCCUGUCAUACUCACACUGUCAGAGUCACAAUGCCAUAGUCACUCUGUCACACUCACCCUGCACACAGUUACACUGUCAUACUCACACUGUCACAGUCACAAAGCUGUAGUCACUCAGUCACAGUCACCCUGUCAUGAUCACUCUGUCACAGUCACCCUCAGACAUAGGCACCCCACACAGAUAGUAACCCUCAUAGUCAAUAUAGCCAUAAAGACAGCAGACACAUCAAAAACACAAGCAGCACACAUAACACAUUGCAAGCAGCUCAAACACACUCUUACGCUCCCAACAACAGAGAUACACAGAGAUAGACAGAUAUGUCUCAGAUACACAUACAUAACUCCAGACGUGCACACACAGGUAACAAUAUUGUGAUUGUGUCUGUAUCUGUCAAUGUGUGUGUGUCUGUGCAUCAGAGUGUUUAUGUUUGAAUGUGUGUGCAUGUAUCAGAGUGUAUAUAUAAGUGCGUGCAUCAGAGUGAGUGUAUGUAUAUAUAUAUAUAUAUAUAUAUGUUAAGGUAAAUAUAUAUCACAACUGAAACGGAGUGCAUCUGGGAUAAUGUAUACAAGAGAGGAUUAUAGACUGUAUGGGAAAAAAAAUCAGUGUGAUGUAGGACAUUGAGGGGACAGUCUGGUGGAGGAGAGUAGGAGGACAACCUGAAGGAAGACAAUGAGGACAGUCUGGUGGAGGACAGUCAGCAGAGCGUGUGAUCAUGGAGAAAUGCAAGGGUCUGAAAGAGUAACGCUAGGCAUGAUUGCAAUGGGACAAGGAUGGUCAAGAGACUGAAGUGGAGAAAAAAAAGAAAAUUGUAAUUCUGAACAACACUGGGCAGGGACCUAAUGAAGUCAGGGUGUUAAAGAUUUUGUCUGAGCUAGAAUUUAUGAUGGAUCAUAAAUGGAGCAGAGAUCAGACACCUCAUGCAUGAUCUUUAUCAGAUCACAGCAUUAAAGUUCACCAACAGACCAGCAUAAACGCCAUCUUCCCGACAAGGGACUAAGUGACAAGGGAAAUUAUGGAGUGAGUCUAGAAGACAAUCUAUAAGAUAUAGACUGAAAUAGCGUCAGUUGAGUGAGACUAGGAAAUGUUGGGGGGAUGUCUCACCUUAUCUCAACAUCUCACCUUAUCAGAUCUCUCUCCCCUUGUCUUGCACCUUCCUUAACGCACAUCUUCAACUGCUCUCUCUCUUCUGACAUUGUCCCUGCUGACCUUAAACAUGCCACUGUAGUACCUAUCCUGAAAAUACCAUCUCUUGACCCGUCCUUCCCUUCUAACUAUCGUCCUAUAUCCCUGCUCCUUUUUUUCCUCAAAGCUUCUGGAAAGACUUAUCUUUACCCGUAUGUCUCACUUCCUCAAUUCCAACUCUCUCCUUGACCCUCUUCAAUCUGGCUUCCGCCCGCUCCACUCUACUGAGACUGCUCUUAUCAAAGUUAGUAACAACCUAAUCACAGCUAAAUCCAAAGGCCACUACUACAUACUAAUUCUUCCUGACCUCUCUGUUGUCUUUGACACCAUUGAUCAUGCUCUCCUUCUUUAAACUCUUCAAUCACUCGGUCUCUGUGACUCUGUCCUCUCGUGGUUUUCCUCUUAUCUUUCCCAACGCUCAUUCAGCGUCUCCUUUUCUAAUGAUACCUCCUCCCCUCGUCCUGUCUCAGUUGGAGUCCCCCAAGGCUCUGUCCUUGGUCCCCUUCUAUUUUCUCUUUAUACUGCCACUCUUGGCAAACUUAUUACCUCUUUUGGAUUCCACUACCACCUGUAAGCUGGUGACACCCAGAUAUAUCUCUAGUCGCUCCUCUCACACCUCACCCUUCUGUCAGUCCUUACAUUGUCUUCGUGUAUCCUAUAGGAGUCAAUUCAAAGUGCUAACCCAUACCUAUAAAGCACUGAACAAUUCUAGCCCCUCUUAUAUCUCUUCACAGAUCCAUAGGACUUUCUCCUAUCUGCUGUUCGCACCCAUACGGCCAACUCGUGCUUGCAGGACUUCUCGCGUGUGGCUCCCUUCCUAUGGAAUAGCCUGCCUACCUCCAUCAGACUCUCCCCUAGUCUUCAAUCAUUUAUGAAGUGUCUUAAAACUCAUCUUUUUAGGAAACUUAUGGCUUGCCAUAGUAACCUCUACCUUACAUACCUGUCUCUUGCUCUCUCCUAAAGGGCAGCACUUUACUCUCUCCUCCAGCUCUGCUUCACUCCCACCUUAUUUUAGUUGCUGCUUCUGUCCUAAUGUAUGUUAUACCCCACCUCCUAUAGACUGUAAGCUAAUUUGAGCAGGGUCCUCUUCAACCUAUCGUUCCUGUAAGUUUUCUUGUAAUUGUCCUAUUUAUAGUUAAAUCCCCCCUCUCAUAAUAUUGUAAAGCGCUACGGAAUCUGUUGGUGCUAUAUAAAUGGCAAUAAUAAUAAUAAACUAAAAAUGUUGGAGGGAACCUUGAUCUUUGAUAGACUUAGUCUGUGCAAGUGUUGAAUGGAAUAGGCAUAGGAAGAAAUUUUAUAGAGCAAGUCGGGAAGACUGUGUGAUGGAGUAAAGAUGAAAGAAGCUCUGAUAAUGGAGGCAGGAGGAGAGUUUAAUAAAAUGAAGAAGGGCAUUUCACAAACAAGACAUUGUAAAGACUGGAGUAACACGAUGUUAUUAGACAGGAAAGGAGUCAUACAAUAACAAUAUGGUUAGCAAUCUGUUUAGCAAUAUGGGAGAUAUGAAACAAUGAAGUAUUUAGACUUAUUCAUUUUGCAUAAUUUCUAAAUAUAGUAACUAUGUUGCUUGAAAAAGAUGCAACCAUUAUUUUGUUUUAUUUUUGUGUUUCAAAACUGUACUUUAAAGGGACUGUUUCGUGUCAGUAUGAAAGGAGUUAUAAAAUCACCUGAGCAUUUUAUUAUAACGCAAGUGUAUAUACACUGAUCAACCACAACAUUAAAACCACUGACAGGUGAAGUGAAUAACACUGAUUAUAUUGUUACAAUGUCACCUUUUAAUGGGGGGGAUAUAUAAGGCAGCAAGUUGGAAGCGUGGAAAAAUGGACAAGCAAAAAUAUCUGAGAGACUUUGAGAACGGUCAGAUAGUGAUGAUUAUAUGACUGGGUCAGGGCAUCUCCAAAACGGCAAGUCUUAUGGGGUGCUCCCUGUAUGCAGUGGUUAGUACCUACCAAAGGUGGUGCAAGGAAUGACAACUGGUGAACUGGCAUCAGGGUCAAGGAUGUCCAAGGCUCCUUGAUGUCCAAGGCUCCUUGAUGCGCUUGGCGAGCAAAGACUAGCCCAUCUGGUCCGAUGACACAGAAGAACUACUGUAGCUCAAACUGCGGAAACAUUUAAUUCUGGCCAUGAUAGAAAGGUGUCAGAACACACAAUACAUUGCAGCUUGCAGCGUAUGAGUCUGCGUAGUCACAGACUGGUUAUAGUACUCAUGAUGACUCCUGUCCACUGCCAAAACAGCCUUGCAACUGCUGCUAAGGUCUUGGUGCCAGAUACCACAGGACACGUUCAGAGGUCUUGUGGAGUCAAUGCCUCGAUGCAUAAGAACUGUUUUAGCAGCAGGAGGGGGACCUACAAAAUAUUAGGCAGGUGGUUUAAAUGUUAUCACUAAUCAGUGUUUACUGUACAAUCACACUGAUACUUAUAAUUGUACACUUCAGUGGUUUUCUUUGAAAUAUACAUUUCUUACCGCCAGAUUCUUCACUAUUUCAUUAUGUGUUCCCAGUCCAAGGACACCAAGUGUGAACCUUCUCAUUUUUUCAGAUCUGAAGAAUUCACAGCUUGGUAUAUAGAGCUCAGAUAUGUUUUGUGUUUUUUUUUUACUUGAGCGAGACAUUUGCUUGUCGUGUUGCUCAUAAAUUAUAUAGCUCAUUAUUGUUAUGCUCUCUAAAUCUAAUUCCCUUUAAUCAUUAAUAUUAACAGACCUUGAUCCAAUGCUAGAAAUAGAUUAGAUAGCAUCUGGAUGGUGGGAAUCUGCCUGGUUAUCAUAGAAACUGUAAUUCAUAGCAGCAGCAACAUCUCGAUUUCUGUUAUGAAAAUAUGUUUUAGAUUUUGGAGGCCAGAAUAAAGUUAUUUUACUAUAUUUUCUAUCCGUUCUAUGACUUUAUUAACUGCUUCACGACCGAUGACUUGACAGGAAUGUCAUGAUACAUGGAAUUUGCCAAACCCUUGUUUUAAAAUGGUAGAAUAAAACAAACAUUUUGCUUUAUUUUUUAAUACUUCCAUGGCUGGAUGUUGGGAUUAUAUUAUAUAACUGUAACAGAACCGCUGGCACCCCGACCGGGUACCUUCCGCUGACGGAUGCUCCUAGUGCUUUCCGAGGUCUCCAAGCACCUGACACCAUAGCCAAUGCAGACCCCACGAACCGCCGCAGCUUGGUUGGGGUCUCGCCAUCUCCACCCACUCUGGAUGCAAGACCAGGGUCCAGCUUCCAGUAGGUCGACCUCUCCGAAUUCCAGAGAGCAGGAACAGGAACAAGCUCUUAGCAGAGCUUACUGAUUAUACCCUGGGGAGAAUAGUGAUUAUAGCAAUCCUCAGAGUGUAGUUCUCCAAUGCCCCAAACAUGAGCCGAAACUUCAUAAAGAUACAAGAUGAUCUGACUCCAAUGAGCGUUUAUUACUCCUUAUAUACAAGUUUUCAGGUCAGAGGCACACCCCCUGGACCUGGUGGUAAACUGUGACAAAAGGGACACAAACCAAUGGGAACACUAAUUAACAUACGAAUGUACGUUUCCUUGUAGUGCUGGUGUUUGAGUGUGUGUAUAUAAUUUUGGAGUUUGAAUGCAGGGGUGUGUUUGGAUGUAAUAUUUGUGUUCAGGGCCGGCCUUAGGGGUGUGCGAGCUGUGCGACCGCACAGGGCGCCAUGGAACAGGGGGCGCCCUGUGGCCGACACAGCUCACUCAUGGCCGGAGUGCAGGGGAGCUAAAAGAGGUACCUGGCUGGAGGAUUAAUUAUUCUCCACCCGGGUCUAUUUAAAAAAAAAAAAAAAAAAUCGCGGCAGAGGGGGCGGGGUUUACCGAGCGGCGGAGGCGGGGCUUAUCGAGAGGCGGAGACGGGGCUAAUACCUCCCGAAGCCCCUGCUGUACAGGAAGAGGGAAAGAUGCUUCCCCAUCAGCCAACUGCAUCCACUGGAAAGAGGUAAGUGUGUGUGUGUGACUGUUUGCCUGUUUGUGUGACUGUCUGUCUGUGUGUGUGUGUGACUGUCUGUCUGUGUGACUGCCUGUCCUUGUGUGUGUGUGUGUGUGUGACUGUCUGUCUCUGUGUGUGUGUGUGACUGUCUCUGUGUGUGACUGUCUCUGUGUGUGACUGCCUGCCUGUGUGUGACUGUCUGUGUGUGUGACUGUCUGUCUGUGUGACUGCCCAUGUAUGUGACUGCCUGUGUGUGUGACUGUCUGUCUGUGUGACUGUCUGUCUGUGUGACUGCCCGUGUGUGUGACUGCCUGUGUGUGUGAGACUGUCUGUCUGUGUGACUGUCUGUGUGUGUGACUGUCUGUCUGUGUGUGUGACUGCCUGUGUGUGUGACUGCCUGCCUGCCUGUGUGUGUCUGUCUGUAACUAUCUGUCUGUGUGUGACUGCCUGCCUGUGUGUGUAUAACUGUCUAUGUGUGUGUUACUGUGUGUCUGUCUGUGUGUGUGACUGCCUAUGUGACUGUCUGUCUGUGUGUGUCGCUGUAGCUGUGCCAUUGUUUGUGCCUGUGCCUGUAUGUGUGACUGCCUUUAACUGAGUGUGUGUGUACAUGCCUGUAACCGAGUUUAAAUUUCCCCCACCCCUUCCUGUCAAGGCCGCACUUUGACUGACAGACGCUCACUCACUGACAGACGCACACUCACUGACGACACAUACACACUCACUGACUGACACAUACACUCUCACUGACUGACACAUAUACACUCACUGACCAACACACACAUUCACUCACAGACACACACACAUUCACUUACAGACACACACAAUUACACACUUACAGACACACACACACACACACACACACACUUACAGACACACACACACACACAUUCACUUCAAAAUAAACACUCACAGACACACACACAGACAUUUCCACUAACACUCACAAACUAAUAUUUUUUACAUUUAUUUUAAAUCCACCCAGCCUCCCUGGGAAAGCUGGAGUGGAUUUCUUACCAGCAGUCCAGUGUGGCUGCUGGGCAGGCAGGCAGGGGGCGCACAGGCUGAGUAAGCAGCGCUUAGUGAUGCCGGGAGCCGGACUGACGUCAUAUUCUGGCUCCCGGCUUCAUUAAGCGGCGCAGAGGAAGCUGAGCAGGAAGAGCUCAGGUGAGUAUGCUCCUUCGCUGCCCGCUGCCAGCCUUGGGGGGGCUCAAAAGUGGCCAGCCGGUCAGCUCUUGAGCCCCCCAGGAUGCGAGGCAAGCAAGGGAUCUGCCUGGGGGUUUGGAGGGAUGCUUUUUUUUGCCGCCCCCUGCAAAGUGGCGCCCAAGGCAGAUGCCUUGUUUGCCUCAUGAUACACACGUCCCCGGUGCCUGUGUGUGUUACUGUAUUCAGGCAACUUGGUGGGAGGUGGGGGGGGCGCCGUGAAGACUUUUUGCACAGGGCGCCUAAUUGCCUAAGGCCGGCCCUGUUUGUGUUCGAUUGCAGAAGUUUGCAUGGUGUAUUGAUAUUUGAUUGCUUGGAUGUAUGCAUAUAAACACAUACACUGCCACAUACAUACAUACUUACACAGAAAUAUAUACACAUUAACACACAGAUACACCCAUAUAAACACACUGACACAUACACGCAAAUUCAUCUACACACUGACACAUACACACAUAGAAACUCAACAACACAUGCACACACUGACACGUGCAAACAUCCUGACACACAGGUACACAAACACAAACUGACAUACAUACACACAGAUGCACACCCUGACACACAGAUGCACACCCUGACACACAGAUGCACAUACUGUGGCACACACAUAUAUACAGACCCAGAUGCACACACAUAUAAACAGAUGCAUAUACUGACACAUGCACACGCUGACACAUAGAUACACACACAGACACAUACACACACCUUGACAUACACAUAAACACAUACACAGGUUUAAUAUUUGCAGCCACCCUCCUGUUAACAUAACUGUGACGAAAUGAACCCCGUCACGGGCUCCUGGAGGAGCCUGCUAGCCAGCCUCCUGCCCAGGAUUAUGGGCCAUGCAAAAUACACUGAAAAAAGGUUGGUUUGUGCAAUUUGGCUUAUAUAGUUCGGGAACCGAACAGCUGCACGAACCAGAGAACUCCCGGGUGCUUGUUAAGCCCAACUGAUACUUUGUAGCAAUUUCCACCGCAGUGUUCCAAAUAUUCUUCUGGGUGGCCGCACUUCGUAUGAACGACCACAAGGUGGUGACCAUCUUGUUCUCGUGAAUGCAAGCAGCGAUGUUUAGGCAUAAAUUUCAUGGAACUAAAAUCGGACACAGAAACUCCCAAACACUGCUGGACUUCCAUCAUCGUCUGCGUUCGGUUCUACCCCACUUAGAAAGGCACUGUUUGGUGGAAGUGUUGAUGAACAUCUAAAAACACAUGGAUUUCAAGAUCAGAGACAACAUGGGUUUACUUCAGAUAGAUCAUGCCAAACUAAUCUUAUUGAUUUUUUUGAUUGGGUAACUAAAAUUAUAGAUCAGGGUGGUGCAGUAGACAUUGCUUACCUAGAUUUCAGUAAGGCUUUUGACACUGUUGCACAUAGAAGGCUUAUCAAUAAACUGCAAUCUUUAAGUUUGGAUUCCAAUAUUGUUGAAUGGGUAAGGCAGUGGCUGAGUGACAGGCAACAGAGGGUUGUAGUCAAUGGAGUAUAUUCGAAGCUUGGGCUUGUCACCAGUGGGGUACCUCAGGGAUCUGUACUUGGACCCAUUCUCUUUAAAAAUUUUAUUAGUGAUAUUGCAGAAGGUCUUGAUGGUAAGGUAUGUCUUUUUGCUGAUGAUACUAAGAUAUGUAACAGGGUUGAUGUUCCAGGAGGGAUAAGCCAAAUGGCAAAUGAUUUAGGUAAACUAGAAAAAUGGUCAGAAUUGUGGCAACUGACAUUUAAUGUGGAUAAGUGCAAGAUAAUGCAUCUUGGACGUAAAAACCCAAGGCAGAGUACAGAAUAUUUGAUAGAGUCCUAACCUCAACAUAUGAGGAAAGGGAUUUAGGGGUGAUUAUUUCUGAUGACUUAAAGGUAGGCAGACAAUGUAAUAGAGCAGCAGGAAAUGCUAGCAGAAUGCUUGGUUGUAUAGGGAGAGGUAUUAGCAGUAGAAAGAGGGAAGUGCUCAUGCCAUUGUACAGAACACUGGUGAGACCUCACUUGGAGUAUUGUACACAGUACUGGAGACCGUAUCUUCAGAAGGAUAUUGAUACCUUAGAGAGGGUUCAGAGAAGGGCUACUAAACUGGUUCAUGGAUUGCGGGAUAAAACUUACCAGGAAAGGUUAAAGGAUCUUAACAUGUAUAGCUUGGAGGAAAGACGAGACAGGGGGGAUAUGAUAGAAACAUUUAAAUACAUAAAGGGAAUCAACACAGUAAAAGGAGGAGACUAUAUUUAAAAGAAGAAAAACUACCACAACAAGAGGACAUAGUCUUAAAUUAGAGGGACAAAGGUUUAAAAAUAAUAUCAGGAAGCAUUACUUUACUGAGAGGGUAGUGGAUGCAUGGAAUAGCCUUCCAGCUGAAGUGGUAGAGGUUAACACAGUAAAGGAGUUUAUGCGUGGGAUAGGCAUAAGGCUAUCUUAACUAUAAGAUAAGGCCAGGGACUAAUGAAAGUAUUUAGAAAAUAGGGCAGACUAGAUGGGCCGAAUGGUUCUAAUCUGCUGUCACAUUCUAUGUUUCUAUGUUUCUAUAUACAAGUUUUCAGGUCAGAGGCACACCCCCUGGACCUGGUGGUAAACUGUGACAAAAGGGACACAAACCAAUGGGAACACUAAUUAACAUACGAAUGUACGUUUCCUUGUAGUGCUGGUGUUUGAGUGUGUGUAUAUAAUUUUGGAGUUUGAAUGCAGGGGUGUGUUUGGAUGUAAUAUUUGUGUUCGAUUGCAGAAGUUUGCAUGGUGUAUUGAUAUUUGAUUGCUUGGAUGUAUGCAUAUAAACACAUACACUGCCACAUACAUACAUACUUACACAGAAAUAUAUACACAUUAACACACAGAUACACCCAUAUAAACACACUGACACAUACACGCAAAUUCAUCUACACACUGACACAUACACACAUAGAAACUCAACAACACAUGCACACACUGACACGUGCAAACAUCCUGACACACAGGUACACAAACACAAACUGACAUACAUACACACAGAUGCACACCCUGACACACAGAUGCACACCCUGACACACAGAUGCACAUACUGUGGCACACACAUAUAUACAGACCCAGAUGCACACACAUAUAAACAGAUGCAUAUACUGACACAUGCACACACUGACACAUAGAUACACACACAGACACAUACACACACCUUGACAUACACAUAAACACAUACACAGGUUUAAUAUUUGCAGCCACCCUCCUGUUAACAUAACUGUGACGAAAUGAACCCCGUCACGGGCUCCUGGAGGAGCCUGCUAGCCAGCCUCCUGCCCAGGAUUAUGGGCCAUGCAAAAUACACUGAAAAAAGGUUGGUUUGUGCAAUUUGGCUUAUAUAGUUCGGGAACCGAACAGCUGCACGAACCAGAGAACUCCCGGGUGCUUGUUAAGCCCAACUGAUACUUUGUAGCAAUUUCCACCGCAGUGUUCCAAAUAUUCUUCUGGGUGGCCGUACUUCGUAUGAACGACCACAAGGUGGUGACCAUCUUGUUCUCGUGAAUGCAAGCAGCGAUGUUUAGGCAUAAAUUUCAUGGAACUAAAAUCGGACACAGAAACUCCCAAACACUGCUGGACUUCCAUCAUCGUCUGCGUUCGGUUCUACCCCACUUAGAAAGGCACUGUUUGGUGGAAGUGUUGAUGAACAUCUAAAAACACAUGGAUUUCAAGAUCAGAGACAACAUGGGUUUACUUCAGAUAGAUCAUGCCAAACUAAUCUUAUUGAUUUUUUUGAUUGGGUAACUAAAAUUAUAGAUCAGGGUGGUGCAGUAGACAUUGCUUACCUAGAUUUCAGUAAGGCUUUUGACACUGUUGUACAUAGAAGGCUUAUCAAUAAACUGCAAUCUUUAAGUUUGGAUUCCAAUAUUGUUGAAUGGGUAAGACAGUGGCUGAGUGACAGGCAACAGAGGGUUGUAGUUAAUGGAAUAUAUUCAAAGCUUGGACUUGUCACCAGUGGGGUACCUCAGGGAUCUGUACUUGGACCCAUUCUCUUUAAUAUUUUUAUUAGUGAUAUUGCAGAAGGUCUUGAUGGUAAGGUAUGUCUUUUUGCUGAUGAUACUAAGAUAUGUAACAGGGUUGAUGUUCCAGGAGGGAUAAGCCAAAUGACAAAUGAUUUAGGUAAACUAGAAAAAUGGUCAGAAUUGUGGCAACUGACAUUUAAUGUGGAUAAGUGCAAGAUAAUGCAUCUUGGACGUAAAAACCCAAGGGCAGAGUACAGAAUAUUUGAUAGAGUUCUAACCUCAACAUAUGAGGAAAGGGAUUUAGGGGUGAUUAUUUCUGAUGACUUAAAGGUAGGCAGACAAUGUAAUAGAGCAGCAGGAAAUGCUAGCAGAAUGCUUGGUUGUAUAGGGAGAGGUAUUAGCAGUAGAAAGAGGGAAGUGCUCAUGCCAUUGUACAGAACACUGGUGAGACCUCACUUGGAGUAUUGUACACAGUACUGGAGACCGUAUCUUCAGAAGGAUAUUGAUACCUUAGAGAGGGUUCAGAGAAGGGCUACUAAACUGGUUCAUGGAUUGCGGGAUAAAACUUACCAGGAAAGGUUAAAGGAUCUUAACAUGUAUAGCUUGGAGGAAAGACGAGACAGGGGGGAUAUGAUAGAAACAUUUAAAUAUAUAAAGGGAAUCAACACAGUAAAGGAGGAGACUAUAUUUAAAAGAAGAAAAACUACCACAACAAGAGGACAUAGUCUUAAAUUAGAGGGACAAAGGUUUAAAAAUAAUAUCAGGAAGUAUUACUUUACUGAGAGGGUAGUGGAUGCAUGGAAUAGCCUUCCAGCUGAAGUGGUAGAGGUUAACAUAGUAAAGUAGUUUAAGCAUGCGUGGGAUAGGCAAAAGGCUAUCCUAACUAUAAGAUAAGAUUUAGAAAAUUGGGCAGACUAGAUGGGCCGAAUGGUUCUUAUCUACCGUCACAUUCUAUGUUUCUAUGUUUCUAUGUUUCUAAGUGUUCCCACGAACAAGGGGAAUAGGCUACACAAGUACCUUAAGGAUUCCGUUCAGCGUUUUAUGUACUUUUGUGCUCCUGAAAGAGUCCGACCGUUAGCCCUGAUUUCCUGCAACUGUUUUGGGCAUAGGUCCGUGUGCAUGGUCGUUCAAAUAAUUGACUUCCAUUAAAUCCCGAACCCCUGAACCGAUCUGGGUGAUUUUUGGAUAUGUUGGUCACCCAGAUCAGGGCUAUCAGGAGAUUUGACUUUUGUGGGUUUUUCAUGUCUUUUGGGGGUUUUGUUAUAUUGUACCCGAGAAAUAAUUUAAUUAUAUGUUUGUGUGCUCAGGUAAUUAUUUCUCAGGCACAGUGGAGGAGUGUGUGGAAUGUUUGCUUGUAACUAGUUCCCUCUCAGGUCCAGAGGGGAGUGUCCCUGGAAUAUGUUUAACCCCUUAAGGACACAUGACGUGUGACAUGUCAUGAUUCCCUUUUAUUCGAGAAGUUUGGUCCUUAAGGGGUCAAGGAAACCCCUUGCAUGGGGAGUUACAUAAAAGGGUGUGUGUGGUUCCCAUUAAACACAUUCGUUUUACCCCUUCAUGAAGUCUAGGCUCAUGUUUGGGGGAUUGGAGAGCUCUAAUCCCUACUCUGCUGGAAACAGGAGAGCUAUAAUCCCUGCAGCACUUGGCAUUCGGGAGACUACUAACAGAUAAACUCAGCCGGAGUAUAGGGGAUCCGUUACAAUACCUAUAUUGUUCAGGAGGGUGGCUUGCUGUUGGUUGGGGCUGAUGGGAGUGUAAGUUAUGGAGCAGCUCUCUGGUUGCUCCUCUCCCCACUGCUGCCUGUGGUACCAUCGCAUCCUCCUCUCUCCCUCCUGCGCGGAGCUCUCUAUUUAAUCUCUGAGGAAGAGUUUGGCUGUAACUUCCUCCAGCUGGCCGAUAUCACAAGUGCCCGGUCGCACUCUUAAAGGGCCGUGGUGCCCGAGCGGGUCCCUUCCAUUGGAUGGCCCUAAGUCCAUGCCAGUGGGCCCGGGUGCAGCUGAUGCGGCUGAUCCACCACUGCCCUUAUAUCCCACAUAGAAUUGCACUGAUGAGGCUCAGGCAAGAACACACAGGCUACAGUACAGAGACCUGGCCCACGCUAUUGAAGUAGUAGGAAGGGAAUCACAAGGAUAGGGAGACAAAGUGGGAGAGAUUAACAAAUAAAAUAGGGGGAAAUGGACAAUCAUAUACAAAACUCGGAGAGAUGGGCAUACAAACAAAACAGAGAAUUUUUGGGAAUUCAGGAACAUAAAGUGGGAAACAUGCUGUUACAAUAACUGUCCUUCACUGCGCCAUUCUGUCAUGGAACCUUUCUUUGUUCCGAUGCACACAAGACGUUCCUCACUACUCUCUAGCUUCCUGGUGUCUCAUUCUGACAUGUCAUGUGUCCUUAUGGGGUUAGAUUAUCACAACCCAGUACAGGGUAUAAAUACUUCCUGGUUGUCCUUGUUUCUUUGCCCUGUCAUGGUUUCUUGUUACCCGAGAGUGUGUUUAUACUGUAUAUUGGAUUUACUGUUUUCUGACCUUGGCUUGUUCGAUACACAUCCUUACCAUGUCUAUUUUCCAAUUUAUGCCCAACGUGGUCCUUAAUAGUUGCAUGUGUAUUAUAUUACAGUCAUUAAAAGUCCUCCAGAAUGGGAAAUUGGAAUCUAUAUUGCUGGUGCAUUAACACUACUUGGAGUAGCUGGGCUAUACCUAUGGAAACUUUAUAAAUCAGGAAAUUACCCAUCACCUUCUCCUUUUCCUAACUACGACUAUCGAUAUCUCAAGCACAAAUAUGGAACAUCUCACCCCAACGUUAAAAAAAAGGUAAGAUAUGGUUGACGAACUAGUCUAAAAGUCAGGAUUUAGAUAUCCAAUUAUCAUUAAUCUACAUCUAUUUACUAGGCUGAUCAGUUGUCCUAUUCAUGUGGAUGAUAAGAUGUUUCAUGACAAUGGGGAGAUUUAUCAAAGAGUUCUGUUCUAAAAUGUGGUCUAAAGUACUAAACGGGGAGCAGUCACUAGAGAAACUGGUGGAAGCAAAAGGCACAUUCCAUUAGUGACCCCCUUCUUUAAAUUAUACCAUCACCUUUCAGAACAGAACACACUGAUAAAUAGCGCCAUGUGUAUUACAACACUGCAUUGAAAUGAAUGUUAAACUGUACAGUGUGUUUUUUUAUAAGACUCCUUAUUAUAAGGGAAUUGUUAUUACUCAAUUGUAUUGUUUUCAAUAUCGUUUAAUUUCAAUCUGGUUAUCUUGAAAAUAAUAUUAAAUAACCACCGGCACAUAAACUCUAGCAUUGCUAUAUCUUACGCUAACUAAAAAGCUAAGCACAUAUUUUGUGCAAAGAGAGCUUUAGAUAUGGUUCAGUGGUUAAUUAUAGUAAUGGCUUUACGGGUUGUCAAUAGGAAUGUUAAUCAAUGAGAGCGUUUCCCCGGCUUUGCGAGAAGCCAUACGAAGCAUUGCGUAGAUCAUGAUUGAAAAAAAAUGUAUAAACAAUAUGUGGAUGCAUUUACUAAGGCACUAUUUUGCAAUAGUAACGGCAAGUCCUACUAUAUAGAUAUAUAUAUAUCUGAUUAAACUGAUUGCCAAUAAGGUACGACUGUAUUUUGUAUCCAACUAAUUAGAUUGAUUACCUGCAGAAAUGUUGAGCUUUGAAAUGCUGUGUGUCAUUACAGUGCAAAUGGAUUGUCAAUGUAGCAUUUAUUAGAACACAGGCAUUACGGCUGCGUUUGUUAGAAUGCCAUCUUUAAUGGAGGGCUUAGAUUUAGCACUUCGUAUUAGCGGUUGCUGUUCUAUGUGAAUUCUAAUGAAUGACUCUAAUGAAUUGCUCUAACACUUUUUUGUUUUUGUCCGAACAAUGCCCAUUGGGCAUUAUUCCUAGGGUCCCCCAUCCUGAAAUCACUGCAAUUUUUCUUAAAAAUAAGAUUUACUCACCUUAAUCCAGCGUGGGGCAAAGCUCCCGGAACGGCUCAGUACACCCCCUUGUGAAGUCACAGGAGCCCCAUGGAGGUCCAAUCAAAGGUUACUCAUAGAGAAGCCUUUCACUGGACUAUUUAACUGAGCACAUGUGAGCUCUGAUCUGAUGAAGCUAAGGGGGGGAGUGGGGAAAGGAGUAAGGAGGGUGAAAAGAAAUUUAGUGGAUGGAAGAGGAAAGCAGGGGGGUAGGAGGGGGUUCCAGUUGCAGGUUCUGCCCGCAGAGGGAGAAGCAGAGAACUUCUGUUGCAGACAUAAAAAUAUGCAUAAAAUUUACAUUAGGCAGCUGCCAAAGUCACGUUCUGGGGGCAAAUAACCCUGGGUAUGUAGUGUUUCAAGCUGAAACACUGCACCUCCAGACUCCUACCACCAUGACCACUUCUAGAAGAAAACGUGGCCAUGGUGAUUAGACUGAGCUUUUAACAGUUUCAAAAUUGAGAAUACACUUCAAUAGUAAAUACAGUUGACAACAUCGGUACAAUGUUAAUUGGAAAGGACGAAUUAGACAUAUAUACAAUGUUGUCGGGCAGAUUUAAAUUGUAUUUCUUACUCCUUACAGAAAACCACAGUUGUCAGUUCUAGAAAUAGCAUGACAAACCUCAAUGACAAUUAUGAGAGUAUCAGCGAAUUUGGUCCCAUUGAAUUGAUUAACAGAGAUCUGGAAAUGACUCCCUAUGGAGUGCUAAGGAAAUCUGUCUCUACCGAUUCUCUCAGUUCUAUCUCAUCGAUUGGCAAUAAUUUUGGCCAAGAUUUUACAGUAGGACAGAUUGAAGUGACUAUGGAAUAUGACAUCAGUUCCAACACCCUGCACGUUUCUUUAUUACAAGGGAAGGAUCUCCUGGACAAAAGAGAAGAGGGUAACUUUGAAUCUUGCUUUGUACAUAUCAGUCUGCUCCCAGAUGAACAAAUUGUUGGGAUUUCCAGGGUAAGUCCUUCUUCAUAUUUCUUAAUUUUACAUCCAGUAAGUUGAAUGUGGUACUUUAACACGUUAUAAACAAACUAUCUGAGGAUUGGUAUCAUUUUGAUAAGUAUAUUUUCUUAAAUUGUCAUAUUUCCAGGUGCAUAAUGAUCGUAUUACAUAAUGAAAAAAGAGCAAGGAUCCAAAAGUCAUGUGAAAUCGUUAUAUUAAACCCACCUUAAUAUUCACGCAGCAUUUUCUCAAUUUAAGGACUUAGAAAUAUGAAAACAGUCAUUUCACAUUACAUAACAAUGUACAUUUAUUAAAGAAAUAAUGAUAAGGUGGUGACCCCUGAACCUGAUAUGGUUGAGGGGAAACCAGGAUGUCAAAUCUCCAAAAAGAAGAAUCUUUACAAGCUUUGCGGAGACCUUAACAGGUUGGAAAGUUAACAGAUCCACCUUGCUGGUUGUUGAAUAAAAUGUCAUUUCUAUAAUUGAAGUUAUUGUGUAGUGUAGUGGUGAUGUUACCUUUGUCUUUACCUUUGCAGUACCCUGACAGAGCUGGAUUACCCGUAAUACCAAAUGAGGAGCACAUCCGUUAAAAGGAAAAAACACUUUAUUAAUUAGGUCCAAUAUGCCAGGUAUCCCAAAAUGGUAUUAGAAGCAUUGACAAUAAUAACAAUGUAAAACUCCAUGCAACAAAACAUAGUAUACACAACUCACAUAUAUUCAUGCACAUAGAGUCACAAUUACAGCAGUUCUAUUCAUGGUAUAGAGUCCACAAUGAUACAUUAAAGGAAACCUACCCACUAGAAAAUACAUACCAUAAAAAAGGACAACAGAAAUAGCGAGAAGAGGGAGACAAUCAGAAUUGCUCCCAACGUUUUGGCAAAAUAGUCUUUAUCAAGGGAGCAUGUUAUGAAAAAUAUACAAAACUCCUUUAUAUACCCUGAAAACAAAAUGUAAAUCAAAGCACCUGUGUGAAAUGGGUGGCCACCCACAUUGAUUGGGAUCCACCCAACCAUGAUCAAAUAGCUAUGGUCACCAAGGAUAUCAAUAAACAGGAAGUCUAAAUACAUCAAUCCCAUACAUACAUUUAUAGAGUAUAUAAAUUCCGAAUCCCACUUAGCUGAAUGAAAAAAACGAUAAAAAAGACACAUUGUUUUGGUCCAUUGGGAUAUAGGACCCUUGAGUGAUCACCCAAUCUAAGAAUUUGCUUUUUGUUGAGAUAUUUUUAUGUAAUUCAUUUAGUGUGUCUACCUUUCUAAAUAAGAGCUGGAUUACCCAACAGGCGACCAAGGUAGCUGCCCAGGGCCUGGGCUAAUUUGGUUGAGGGAGCGGAUUGGCCUAUAACAAUAUCAGGUACAGACCAAUUUCCCCUCCCAGUCCCUUCGGUGAUUCAGAGCCAAUGCUGAGUCAUUGACUGAGCACUAGAACAACGAGGGCACUCUGAAUGUGGUCUGAACCAGAUAUUGGCACAGAUGGUGGAGCUCUGCCAAUGGAAUACUAGACAUGUGGAAUUUGUUUUGUUCCGAAUGUACAUUCGGACGAAUUUCGUGCAAUUCGGACAUUCGGAUGCUUACGAAUGUCCGAAGUGGCGAUGUUCCAAAGUGCCGAAGUUCGGUAGUUCGAAAGUGCAGAACAGAAUGACAUUGGUCCGAAUUAAUGAAGUUCCGGUGCUUCGGAUUUCUGAAAAGUGUCAAAACAAGAGAGAGGGAGGGAAAAUUACAUGAAUGAUGACAGGAAUCUUGACCAAUAAGCUAAUUCCUGGCCCUGGGAGCCCUAUAUAUGUGUAAGUGGUUGUGGUGGCAGUCCAUGCACUGGGAGCCCUAUAUAUGUGUAAGUGGUUGUGGUGGCAGUCCAUGCACUGGGAGCCCCCUGCCACCACAACCACUUACACAUCUAUAGGGCUCCCAGUGCACGGACUGCCACCACAACCACUUACUAGACAUGUGCAAUUAGUUUCAUGCAAUACGUACAUUCGGAUGCUUAUGAAGCAUGCAAAUUGUUUUACUUACCCGAAUAUCCGCACCGAACCACAUUUUUUGCCCUUGCACAUUCCUACAGAAUACCAAGGAUCAAGCUCAGUCUCCACUGCUGAGGGGCCUAGGCAACUGUAAUCUGGCAUCUGGCUCUAUCCCCUGCUUUUAUGUCAGACCAUGUACGGCCACCUGGAGGCUGCCCCCUACUCAUAGUGUAAUUAGCACUAUCAAUGUCAGCCUCAUGACAUUACUAGGCUGAAUGCCUGUAACCUCGAAAACUGUUUGAUAAAGAACUGAAGAAUGGUGCCCAGAAAUUUUUGGAAACAUAACCAUUACACUGAGCUGUGGUGAUAAUGUUGCUUCGAGUAUCUAAAAUAUGUUUAUUAAAUGUUAAUCAAGAGCCUCUGUAUCUCAAAGUAAAUAAUUUUGAGGUUGCAAAAUGCCAAAGGGUUGAACAAAUCCCAGAGAUUUGUUACAUAUUUUAGAAAUCCAUGUUAAUGGAAUGAUAAGGUCAAUGCAUGUAUCACCAGCCACACUGAAAUUCGGAACAUUAGAUUAGCCAUGGACAAUUGGAGAUAAUCAAUGUUCUCAACUUACAUUUCUCUUCAAAUCCUCUCCCUACCAGAUAAAAAUAAACCAAUCUCUCUCUCUCUCUCUCUGUCUCUCUCUAUCUGUCAGUCUCUCCCUCUCUCUGUCAGUCUCUCUCUCUCUCUGUCAGUCUCUCUCUCUCUAUCCAUCCAUCUCACCUUAAUAUACACCUCCUGAUUAAAAUGUAUUAUAAUUUUAAUUAUUUAGUACAUUAUGUUAUAUAUACCCAUUGUACAGCGCUGUAUAAUUUGUUGGCGCUUUAUAAAUAAUAAUGAUAUAUAUAUAUACACACACACACACACACACACACACACCUAACACAUUUUUCGAUUAUAAAAUACAAAGACUCAACGCUUUCUUUAAGGUUAGCAGACACUGCAGCACAGAAGGAAGAAUUCCAGGGUAAAAGCUACUGAAUCUUAGAGGAGAUUCAGACAGACUGUCCCAGGGGGGUUUAAUAAGCCAGGAUUCCACCAUCCCAGUGUGCUGCGUGGGCGGAUAUGCUACAAGUUUAAUAUUGUAGCUACUCAUUAAAAAAUGACAGUAGGCAUUCCUGUCCAGCUCUCUCCCUGUGCAGCAGAGCACACUUUAAUUACAGCUCAUGCAUCAUCACAGGAAGGUUGGCUUGCACCAAAGACUUAAGACACCCUGGGGUUUAUUUGCUAAACAGUGAACUGAUGUGAUUUAAAAGCUGAAUUUUCUAAACUAAAACCAAAAUAUGUGAGCUGGAAGUGGAACGAUCCUUCUGCUUAGCUAUAUUCCCAACCUGACCACGUGUUUUAUCUAUAGUUUGAUAAUCGGGUCCUCAAACCAUCACAGUCUACAGUUUAAUGAAUUAAUCUCUCAGUGGAGGUUUCUACGUUAUCUGAAUUCCUUUUGUGUAAGAAAAAACGAGCAGGCUUUUGGUCAUGAAGAGGUUAACUCAUAAAGAUAAUUGCAAACAGAAAGGAUUAACUGUUUGCAUUACAGUUCCCCAUUAAUCAGAUUCUGUAUUGAUCUUGUUAAAAGUAUCACUGACGAUGCAUUCUCCUGCAUCCUCCGUGAAUGGAUCACUUUUUUUCCCUUUAAACAGAAACAGUCAUAUUAUUGAUGAGAGAUAUUCUAAAACCGAUAAAGGCAGCUCUUGCUUGCGUUAUCCUUUUGAUACAUAGUACAGAUUUUAUAUAUGUCAAUAAGGAAGAAACAUUCUAAUAUUAUAAGCAAAUUGUGAAAAAAUAAAGCAGGUCUCUACAUUGCAACUAACGUUCAGUGGUGGAAUUAAAUCGUGUUAAUAUAAAAUAUCUGUUUAUUUUCACAAUUUGACAACAUUGAUAACAUACUGAAGCCUUAUCACUAUACUAGAAAAUAGGUGGAACGUUGCAUAAAUUUGCAUAAAAUGCCAGGUCUAUGCCCUUUUUUCCAGGGCAGUUUUUUUUUGUCAGAGUGCAGUGCUCGUCAUUUGCAAAGUUCUUGAGUAAUAUAAUAUAAAUAGCUGAUUUGAAAUAUAAUGUGGCGGGGAGCUGUCAGGAAAUAUUAAUAUUUUAUGCUAAGAUUGAGACAUAUAGAUGCAGACAUGCCCUGGUACUGUAGCUAAUGUAGAAUGCAUCUUCCAUCUGGCGCAGUUUGCGGAUCAGGAUGCUGGUUGUAUCGUAUUGAUAGAAAUUGCAUUACCAUCACUACAUGCUGGCACUUCUGUCUUUGAUUAAUAGAGUUAAGAGAGGAAUUAUCCCAGACAGCGCCAUAUAUCUAACGUGUAACACAAACAGCAUAUCAAGAAAAAUUGGGGGGGAAGGAAUUGAAGAGGUGUCGAAAAUGUAUUUUUAAAUGAAUUGAGGACAAGCCCCCACGUCCUGCAAAGUUAUUCAGUAAAACUUAUAUUUGUAACACACUUAAAGGAAAAUUGGAUAUUAUCUUAACGUCUGCUGUCGUGAAUCCCCUGAGCCCUGUGCAAAUGACAGCUGUUUUAAUACGAGUAAAGAAUACUGAUAAUUUUUCACUUUUCUUCAAUUUGAGUGAUUCUGCUCACAAUUGAUUUAUAGCUCUGGGUGCGAUCUUAUUAUCUUCUCAAAUCCAUUGUAUUAUCUAAUUCUGUAUUGCCUCUGCUUCCUAUUGGCUGACAAAUCCCCUCUGCUCUAAGCAGAGUGACUGUUUCCUCUUGUAUUAUGACGUUCAAAUUAAACCGAUAAAACAGAGGAAUGAAUAACAUCCCAUGACAACUCACACUUUGUAAAAGUCGAAAUUCUCUAUAAUGCAGCAUGGCACCAAUUAUGGGUUGGCUGAACAACAGCAUUUUGAGAACUUUGUAUAUUUCUGUUUUGCACAAGUGAUGUUUUCUUAAUUACCUGUAAAACUGAUAUCGUUCUGUGUCACACCCACACCUCCAAAGUGUCCCUAUUUAGAAGGGACAGUCCCUAUUUUUGGACCAAAGUAUAACGCACCCUUACCUACACCCCUUGGGCAAAUGCACUACAAACAGAGCAAUCACCAUUGAGGAUCUUAGCAAACUAUACAAACACCCCAGAUGGUGACGAUGAAAGGAAUAACGUAAAAUUCAUCUUAGAAUCCAAACCCUAAAUCGAGAGAGACAAAUUAUAGAAGAUUAAUUUAGUAAAAUACAACAAAUGUUAGUAGCAACAUUACCAGCCACAAACACAUCAUGUUCUGAAUACAAUGUACAAAAAUUAGACAAAUGAAAUGGAUGGAUGGAGUGUGGAGCCAUAGAAUUAAUACAAAUAGCAACACCCAAAUCUGAGGACCAAAAAUGCAAUAAGACAGUCAAAAUGAACAUUUAAACAGUGAAUUAAUCUCACUUUGGUACCGUUACAGAACCAUCUGUAAUCAGGCACGGAUAAUCUAAUAUAUUUAUUGAUAGACUUUCUCUUGUACUGUGUUUGAAAUCAACGUCAUACUGCGCUGGCACUGAGAUGGUGUAAUGCUGGUAUCUGUGCCCAGAGAGUGGUUUGUAUAACACAUAUUUAACAGUUUCAUUGCUGGACCGCUCGACUGAGUGCCAACAUUGAUCAAAGUCACGUAGCGUCUGACUAUUACAGAUGUAGAAGAUUAAGAAAAUUGUUAAUGUAAUGGAAAAACAUAAGGAUCAUCUUAGAAAGUAUAUAUGUGGAAUAGCAAACUGGGCAUGAUAAGAGUAAGUGAAUGCAACAGCUGGAGAGACAGGCGUUCUCUAUCUCAGUGGCGUACACACAAUCCAUGGGGCCCCGGUGCAAAACUGAUCCAUGGGGUCAACCCCUGCGACCGCGGUAUGUACGCCUCUGCUCUAUCCCUUACCAUUUAAUGGGCUGCUUAGCUGUAUCCAUCUUAUGUCUGUCCAGUGGCAACCCAGGCAGGGCCCCCUCUAUGAUUUACUUGAUUUACGGAGCAGGGUGGAUGCACAUCUCUAAUUCUUUGUGAACUAAGCCUGGCCAGCCGACCCAUUCUCAGAGUGCUGCUGAUAGGAGCUGGAACUGGCAAAAUUGCCCUUCAUGGGCUUAUGUAAUUCAAACACCUUAAAUGAUGCUGAAAAAGCUUUUUGAGCAUUUUUUUGACUUUUUCUCUGGGGCCUCCAGAAAUGAGAGCAAAUAAAUAUCUCAAAAUAAGGACUGUCAUGCAAGGCCUUGGACAGUUGGGAGGUAUGCAGUCCACCUCUGGGUCACAAAUCCUUUGCAAUUGCAUUGUUUAAUGUCACUCUCCUUCAUGAAAUAUGUUUUCCCUCUGGGGUGAACAGUCAGCUCUGACACUGUCAUUAAGAGUCUUGUUACUGAAAAUCCCAAUUGCCGCAAUCCCGAGACAAUUCAUUUUCUGUACAAAGUCUUUUUUUUUUAACUGUUUCCAUGAUGGAAUGCUUACGUUUCAAAGGAGCUCUAGGCCUGAGCACAGAAAUCGUUAUUGUAACCUGGGCUUAUUACCUGAGUCACAAUGCAAGGCACAACACUGCGGGUUGAUUUGCUUGCACUGCGUGUAGUUGGGAGAGGAAUCCCGCUGUUACUGUCAAGCGUUACAUUGAUUCAAGGAUGGCUGAAUGAUGGCAUUGGUAAACACUGCUCUGCUCGGUGCUGGAAAACCGACACACAAAGCAAAAAGAAAUGCUCCCGUCAAUGCAAUACAGAGACAUGAAGAACCGUUUGAUAUUUGAGUUUUAUAUUAUUUUUUAAGGCACAGGAAUAAUGGGUUACUGGAAAUAUAAAAAUAAACCAUAUGCUUUCUAUCUCUUGAAACUCAAAUGUCAUAUGACAACAGCAUAUUCCCCUUUUACUCCACUUACCACUUGUUCAGAAAAUGUAUACGUGCAUGAUAUACUUCACAAAAAAGUCCUGACCCACGCUUUCAUGUGUACAAGGUUUAGCAACUGACUCCCCUUUCCUUGCUUUUUCUCAAUAUUCCAACUUCAGCAGAUUUAGAACAGAUUCAGUAUCCUUAAUAGACUUAGUGUUUGAAAACAUCUGUAUCACAAGCAGAUAUGUCUCGUUACCAAGGAAUAAUGAACUGUUAUAAUUUACAUUCAGAGGUUAGGAUAUAAAGCUGCGAUGCCAGGAACCUCAAUUCUAAGUAUCUCGUAGAUUGGUAAAAUUCCCAUUAAAUACAACAUUUAUAUUAAAGAGCAGAAUAUUUAUGUAUUGUAUAUAUUUUGUUAGCUGAAUUGCUCGUCAAUGUAUAGAUUAAAAAAAAUAACAUGAUAAAGUACAUUCUACAGCUGUCAAACAAUUCACCAAUUGUCAAGCAAUAUUCCUCCAGGUGGUUAUCCUCUUUUCUUUCACAGCAACUACUACAGCACAUGCCCAGCAAUGCAUUGUAGUUGCUGUGAUAAUCGCAGGCAUGAUUGAGCGUUGCACUUUGCAGAUGGAUGCUGGGAGUGGAGUGAUGGAUGUCACUCGAUUCACACACCGAUGUGCGAGUAAUGAACAACGUAGCAGCUUUCUGGGAUGGUGCACCCUGUUUUGAAAGUAUCUGUAUAUCUGUUUAUUCAGCAUUCCUAGCAAGAGGUGGCCAGUAGCAAACUAAAAGCCUCAGCUAGCGAUCUCACUCCUAUCAAUGGUACCCAAGACAAUAUUUUCCUUACUACUACCAGGGCGGGAGGACAAAGGGGCAGAACAGACGGCACCAGGGGGACAACUAAGAGGUUAAGCCAUUCGAAAAUGGUUUAACUUCAUAAGGUAAUAUGGCAGGGGUAGGCAACUUUCGGCACUCCAAAUGUUAUGGACCACAUUUCCCAUAAUGCCAUCACAGCCAUAAUGCUGGCAAGGCAUCAGGGUAGAUGUUGUCCAUAACGUCUGGAGCACAGAAGGCAUCCUUUCCAAAAGAAAAAUUGGAAGUAAUGUUUUAAUAGUAAAAAUGUAUUCUUUCACCCUGCUGCACGGUUUGCUAUAACGAUCAUUUCUUAACAUUUGCAUUCUUUUAUUGUUUUGACAGAUACAGAGAAAUGCAUAUUCGGUUUUAUUUGAUGAGAUGUUUUCCAUUCCUCUCGACCCACUGGCUCUGGAAGAAAACAGCCUGAGGUUCUCUAUUUUUGCAAUUGAUGGGGAUGAGAGAAACGUCAGCACUGGAGUAGCGGAACUGAAGUUAUCUGACUUGGAUUUGACUCUGCGUCCAUUUAAUACAUGGAUAUAUCUACAGGAUGUCAACAAGGUUAAUGAACUAGCUGCAUUAUUAUGGAGCAAUGCUACUGCUAUUUGUAGAUUAUAUGUGAUACAUGAGAGCGUUCUCGUUACUUCCUUUGGUUUAAAGCAGAAUUAUCACUCACGGAGGACAGCGUAGAGGAGAACAAGAAAAGAAAGUCGCAAUUUAGAUCAUAAAGCAGAUUUUUCACCAAUUAAAAAAAAAUCACUUAAAUAGCAGAGCACAAUGCCAUCUAUAGUCUAUUUAACUCUUCCCAGCUGUUUGUGGAGUUUUGGUACCAUAUUCUAAAUUCUUGAAUUUACAUUGUGACCCAAACCCUAAGUCAUUCUUGCACAAAACCUAGCUCUUACCCGCACCACUUAAAUGUGCCUUCCUAUGGCAUCAUUAAUAUCCUAAAUCUAACCUUACCUGAAGACUAAGUUCCUCACACAAACCCUAAUCACUCCUUUCCACAAGCCCUUUCUGUACCUUAAACGUAUCAUUUAAUUUAAAGCUAAAAUCUUCCGUUUAACUUUAUUAAAGCUUUAAUCCUUUUACCAUCGUUAUUACUAUAACCCCAGCCUUAAAGUUAGCGAUAAGGAUAGCGCAUUAAUGCUGUCAAAUGUAAACCCCAAGACCGUUCCUUAGGAAUGUAUCAUUAAUGUGUACAACGUGUAAAAUGUUCAAAAUAAGUUAAAGUAUUUAUGUUUUUGCUAGUGAAUGUAGAGGAUUUACUAGUUGAUAGAUAUAUUGUUACUUUUAGUAUCUUUGGGCAUCUAUAUUUUAUCAAUAAUUCUGGGCAUUAAAAGGGACCGAUGUAAAUGUGUGAAACAUGAAGUCUACUCCAAAUGUAUGUAACCUUUGGCACACCAGGUAUUGCGGACUAGAUCUCCACUGAUGCUCGGAGAUCAUUUAGAAAAUUGGGCAGACUAGAUGGGCCGAAUGGUUCUUAUCUGCUGUCACAUUCACAUUCUAUGAGAUGUAUUCUUCAAUGCCUGGCGUGCCGAAGGUUAAUUACCCCUGGUCUAGCCGAAUAUUCUUUAAUGAUUUGUUAAACUAUCAAAACUCUGUUACACUCUUCCAACUGUUUUGUUGUUUACAUAGAAAAGAGAAAUUAAAUGUAAUACUUUGGUGCAUAAAGGGUUAAAUAGGGGACAGAGGUAAAACUGAAAACUCUAGCCCAUAUAUGUAGGUAGCGUGCAGCACUUCUUAUUUUGUGAACUACACCAUCCAUAAUGCUCUUACAGCUGUAAUGCUGGCAAAGCAUCAGAAAAGAUCUCGUCCACGACAUCGGGAGUGCUGAAGGUUAACGACCCCUGCUCUAGCCCUUUUUUUGAAAGCAUCUAUGUAGUGUAGCAUAAAAGAGAACUAGUGGUUGCAAGUUGUCUCACUGCUCAAUUCUCUGCUAUUUAGGAGUUAAAUCACUUUGUUUAUGCAGCCCAAGGUACACCUCCUGGACUUGCCCAGACUGUAUGUGACUUGCCCAGCCUUCCAAAACACUUUCUGUAAAGAGGCAUCUAAUGUUUACACUUCCAUUAUUUCAAAUUCUGCUUAAUUUAGAAUUUUGUAUCUCCUGCUCUGUUAAUAACUUGCAAAACCCUGCAGGAGUUUACAGUAUGUAAUUAAAGUUUAAUUUACAGAGCAGGAGAUAAAAACUUCUUAAGUAAGUUAACAUCUGACUAAAAUGAAACCAUUUUUUUUUCAUGUAGACUUUGUGAGUUACAGUUAGGGGAGGUGUGGCUAGGGCUGCAUAAGCAGAAACAAAAGUGAUUUAACGCCUAAAUGGCAGAGAAUUGAGCAGUGAAAUUGCAGGGGAAUGAUCUAUACACUAAAACUGCUUUAUUUAGCUAAAGUUGUUUUGGUGACUAUAGGGUCCCUUUAAGCACACUUUGUGUAGGACGGCAUAGAAUGCACUAACUGCGUUAAGGUUGUGGACAUUAGGCAAUGAAGUUUGUGCAGAUGGAUGAGUCGUACCUGGCAGUUCCUUUUGCUAGGAGGACAUAAUAUCGUGCUUGUAAUUAAACAUUGCUGUAUGUCAUUAUUGUUGUUGUUACCUUUCAGGCUGCGGACUCAGUAGGGGAAAUUCUAUUAUCUCUUAGUUACCUUCCGACCGCUGAACGCCUUACUGUCGUGGUGGUUAAAGCAAAAAACUUGAUAUGGACAGAAGGAAAGGUCACAGCAGGUAAUAUUUCAUUGCUGAACAAUUGUCACCUACAAUCCUGAGUGUGACACAGAGAGGCAACCUUCGGCACUCCAGAUAUUGUGGAUUAAGUCUUACCAGGUGCUAUGCCAGUAUCAUGACUGUGAAAGCAUUAUGGGAAAUGUAGUUCACAACAUCUAGAGACCCAAAGGUCGCCUUACCCUUGCUCUAGGGUGAACCUAGGGUGAAACCCAAGUUCGAAUCCUUGUCAGACCACCUUACCAAUACGUUUCCCUGGGCAAGACACCUAACAAUAUAUUUCUGCCUACCUCAAAUCCUUGUAGAUUGUAAGCUCCUUUAGGCAAGACCUUCUUCAACUCCGUAACUGUAAAGCUAUAUAAAUGCCAAUAUUAAUAAUAAAUCCAACCUCAGCUUCGCUGAGCUCGCUGUGUGUUCUAUUAGGGUAUUUAUGCAGAAUUUAGCUUAUUAUACUAAAAUAAUCAAUUCCAACGUUUAAAUUUAAAGGAAAACUGUAUGCUCAUAACCACUAUAGCGAGCUCUAUGGGCUACUAAAAAGUGACCUGGCUUCACAGUUUAGGAUCACGUCUAUAAUAGCCUUUCAUUUUUGCACUAUCCCCUGAUCCUUAUAAAAAGACGUUCACCUUUGCAAACAAUGAAAUUAGUGUUAUUAAGAGGUUAGAACUAGUUUAGCAAACUCUCUUUGUUGUGGACAUUAAAUGAUAUCAAUACUGGCCCUUACGAGAUGCACAUUGGGAGGACUUGAUUCACUAUUAAUAAACAAACAAUACUCGAUUUGAAUCUCCCACAUGCAGAUGUUACUGUCUACAAUAGUAAAAUAGGUUUUCAAAUGACUGAAUAAUUUCAGGUACAGUUUGUUUGGCAUUGUAACACCUCGGUUAGCUGUGUUUUCUUCACGGAUAUCAGUGAGUGCAUGUCGUGUUUAGGAAGAUCCCUCGAUACAUGCAGAAGAAAGUAGGCUGUAAAAAUUGCCGUUACAGCAAAAUGAAUAUUUCAUUACUCCGGGAAAAUGCUUGCUUUAUAACAAAACAUUGCUACACAGGAUUGUUUGUAGUGUUCCCACCGUCUAAUUCUUUGUUUAUUAGAAAUAUCGUUACAGGAGAAUUCUUGAAAAGCUAUGAUUUAAUAUAGUAAGACAUAUCUAAAAUAUAACAAUAUGGUUAAAAAGAAAAAUAAUAUAUCCAAGAAAUGGAAAGUAUAAUUCCAUUUUGAUUGAACACAUUAAAUUAAAAAAAUCAGUGGAAAAUCUGCACAGUCUGACAGACUGUGUUUUGCUAGUGAUUACAUUUUGUCUAUAUCCGCCACCAGCAAAGCACAUUAAAUUAUACCAAGUCUGCGGUAUGAGCUGCCUCUUUGUUAGUCUCAGCCAAUCCUAUGUGGAAGCACUGUGAUUGGAUCAGGCUAUCACUUCUGUGGAUGUCAGGAGGCAGUGGGAAGGUCUAAAGGAAACAGGGACAACGCAUGCAGCUGCAGACUUGAAUACAAGUAGGAUUUUACUAUUUUUACGGAGGCAUGAGGGGACCAGGGGGGCUAGAUGGUGGUUUGAACCCAUGUUUGUAUAGUGACCCUAUAAUGCUCCUUUAAUUAGUGUCUACUGUUAACGAGCAGUUGACAAAUAGCCGCACAGUUACCCAACUUGUUGGUACUCAUUGUAUUAACCUCAGAAGAAUAAAACUGUUAUUGUCCUGCUAGGAAAUGAAUGUCAUCUUAUCUCUCCUGCCAGCAGUCUUCUGUCAACUGCCCCUUUUAAUUGAAAGAAUAAAGGCCACGAGAGUAUAAUGUACCGAUUUUAUGAGUGAACUGACAGAGAGAGGGGUGCACCUGUUCCUGAUUCACUACCUGUGCUGGUAAAAGGAUGAUACCAGAUAUGCCACUGCUCUGAAAGUUGCAACAUUGAAUGAAAUAUUGACAAUCAGCUGUAAGCCAUGUUAACCAUCAUGUGAUACUCGGUUUUCAUUUCAAAUAUUUAUUAAAGAGUUCGCAAGUGACGUCACAAUUCAGUUAGGUGCCAGCACAGCCAGGACACACAAUGCGAAGGGGGAGAACAGAAAAAUUAUUCCAUUAUGGCCAUUGUCAGAAAAGACAAAAUUUAGAGCCAUGAUUAAUAGGGAGUUAGAUGGAGCCACUGGUUCCAGAAACAUUUAUAUUCCUUUUUUCCUCAAAAAACACAUAUUUGUGAAAUAUAGAGAAUAUUAAAAUCCAGCGAGACAAUAGUUCCUUUUUAAGAAUGCACAGACCUCGAUAUUAAACACAUGUGGCAUUAUAUCUGUGUGUGUGUUUCUAGAGCGAGAAGAUAGUUAUUUCUUGUAUUUUUCCUUUUCUCAUAGACAAGAGAAUCCGUUCUCUAUUUGAAACUGAAAACCCUGAGUUUAUAGUUUUCCCUUUAAUUAAUACUCCCUUAAAGACUAAUCCAGAAACGAUAGCAAGCGUGAAUAAACUGAGACCAUUCUAUCCUGGAGAUAAAAAUCCUUGUUAUAUUCACAGAUCCGUUUGUAAAGGUUUAUCUGCUCCAAGAUGGGAGAAAGAUCAGUAAAAAAAAGACAGCCAUGAAGCGUGAUGACAGGAACCCUGUUUUUAAUGAAGCCAUGAUAUUCUCGGUUCCGGCUAUUGUACUGCAGGUGAGUCAUCAAUUCCGAUCUUGUUUCGGAACCUCAUCUCUCCACGGAUUUGAGGCAUAAGUUAGGGAAUACGAGCAUGUUUUCAUCACAUUGAUGUGAAUGAAUCAUUUGAUUAAAAAUGUAUCUGCACAGAAGUUAAAAAUAUUUUUUUCUGCUGGGGAAAUGCGUCGCCCACCAGUUAACCCGUAAAUCGUAACACUGCUAAGAGACUCAGAAAUACGCCAUUGUACUGAGCCAUCGUUUUACGUUACUUCUCUAUUAAUCCCACCACUGCAGGAGGUUCAAUCAUUAUCACAGUGGCAAACGGUUCUAUCCUGAGAAUGAGACUCCGUGGCAGAGUGAGAGGAGUAACAUUUUUGAGGAUAGAUUAUUUGUUCUAUCUGUGCAUGGUACAUGAAAGUGAUGUUUGAGUGUACAAACAUGUGUGCGUAUUGUGACGCACUUACCUGUACCUAUUCAAAAGGGCUAAAUGUAGCUAUUAGUAAGGGGGUGUGAUGCAGCCUUUGUAGCAGUUACUACACGCUAUAUUGCUGCAUGUGAUGGCUUUCAGUAAUUUUAUAUUCGAGCUGUGGAUGCACAAAUAGCUACGCAGAAAAGCAGAGACAGUUACAGCUUGUUUUAGAAGUCAAUAUAUUUUAUUGCGCUGGUAAAACUCCGAUAACAAGACAGGGUGUAGAAUACUUGAGCUAAUCUCAACCAGAUAUUUUUUGUGUCUUGUAACUAUGUAUGUCAGAAGAAUGACAAAGGAGACAAGCUGAAGCAGACACGUGGCACUUAAUCAUAGUACUCUCUGUGCACUAUUGUUAACCCACUACAAUGAAAUUUGUAUUGUCCCCUGGUAUGUUGUCAUUGUAGACUGCCUUCUGCAUAUAUCCCAUUGACAUGCUAAUACAUUAGCUCAGUUCUUUUUCUGUCAUUUAUAUCAAUUUCACUUUUUUGGGGGGAUCCAGAUUUGUUUCCUCACUGGAUUAAUGAUGACCGUUGACUUAAUUUGUAGGAAGAGCACAAACAAAUGGGUAGGACCCAUAAUAGAAUACUGCUUUAUUUCAAUUCCAUUGAGUGGGGAUGAACAGACAAAACGUGUCUGCAAAAAUAAAACUUGCAAUGUUAUUUUCAAUUCCCAUUUUGAAUAAACCCAUGCAUAUUUUUAUAUAUUACACAAAUCAAUCUAGCAAACCGAUAGGGAAACGGACUUGUAGGGACAUUAACUAAUGUUAGUUUUACUUAGCAUUUGAAAUUCCCUGGUCAAUCAGAACAAUUUGUGUUAUAAUGAAUAACCCUCUUAAUAGAUUGUGUGUUUUGUGAAAUUUAAUUUUGAAGAAUCAUGGUAACUGAAUAAUUUGAAUAUUUUCGUUACUUUUUUUAAUUAGAGAAAGCAUAUAAUUUAUUUAAUAGAUUCUCCCAUGUAUGAACUAUUCCCUUGAACGAUAAUUCAGUUACAAGUAGUUCUAUUCCGUUAUUUGCCUGCAUUCCUAACUGACACAUUUUAUGCUUUGCAGGAACAGGUGCAGUACAAUACGCAGCACUGGUUUCCUUAUCAAGAGGAAAUUAGGACGGUUCUAAUAUUAUCACCAAGAUAUUGGCCGCAAUUUUAUAUUUUUUUAAAGGCCUCAAUUUAAUAUUUCUGGAUACAUUUUCAAAUAAUUUUGUACUUUUAAAUAAGCUUUUGAAAUUAUUUUAUGGUUUAAAAAAUACUUUAAUAGGUUUUGAUGUACGAAUAUAUUUUUAUAUAUGAUAUUUUUUUUUUAAAUAUUUUGAAAUAAUAAUUUUAAAAGGUUAUCAAAAAAAUAUUAGGUUAUUUGAAAAGCUUUUUCAAAAAUAUGAAAUCAAGGCCAUAAUAGGUAGAGAGAACACAAACUUUAAUCACAUUUUUUUGUUGUUAAAAAAGUAGUAUUUUAGGGGUCUCUGUUCCUGUUCAUUGAUCUCUAGGUAACUGGCCACGGUAAACCAAUUUAAUGUAGCAGGUCUUUCUCAGUGCAAGUUUGACUCUCUGACGCAGAAGCUAGGUGAAGUUAUUCUGUCGAAGUUUUGUUUAGUUUUCAUACAUUAUUUUAGUUAAGCUAAUGCCAAUAUGUACAUAGUUUAAAAAUCCAAUUAACUCAAAUAAACACGAUAUAAGCAAAGUAAACAAUGAACAUUACUCAUUUAGAGACGGUUUUAUCUGCUUGGGCAUCAUAAUUAACAUAAUUAUUCAAAAUGAUGUGUCCAAAUGAACAAAAUAAAGCUGGCAAGCCAAUUGCCUGAUUUAUUUUAAUUUCUUAAAUUGAAAUCAGUUUGUAAAAAUAUUUUCUAUAGUACACAAUUCAUGUUUUAUGGAUGUACCCUAAUUUUCCACCAAUGUGUUGGAUUGACAAGUAUAAAUAAUUUAUUGACGCAUAUGUAUAUGUUGUGUUCCAUACUGUAUGACUGUAAAAUAGACAUAAGCAGUUGGUGGUUCUUCAGCAAAUACGAAGUCCACCUAAACAAGGAUUAGAGUAGUCCAUGGGAGCCAGCAUUUCCUUGUACCAAUCUAGAACCUACAGCAAAGUAGAUGUAGCACCAACUGUAGAGAAAGUGUCUGUUUAGUACCCGCUACAAAAUACUUUUCAUUGCUGUCAGUUCAUGCAGGUGACCAAAGGCCAAUAACAUGGCUGCACUAGUCUCCAACCUUGAAAUGAUUCCUAGAUUUACAGAAGCAAUGCUUAUAAUCUGCACAGGUGUCAGAAUAAUCGAGUCACUAUAUAGGUAGAAGGAUGCAAGACCCCAAUUUGUUUCUAAGUGGUCUCACCUUGUCAUAAACCGGUUACGUUAAACCGUUAAGUACUUUGGGUAUUAAAGUUAAUAAGUGAUUAUUAAAAAAUUACAAAGAUGUAAACACCCACAAAUUUCCUUUACACUGGAGCUAAAAUUAGAAUUAUGAAAAUAUAUUCAUUCUGCUAUUACGUAUUGCAAAGCGGAAGUCAGAGAUGUUACAAUAACCAACAUACUGUGAGGAUUUAUAUAUGGACUCAAUGAAAUUUAAGCACCUGUUUGAAACUAAAAUAGCAUGGGACUAAAUUUGGGGUCUGGAUCGAGGAUUAAGAACCACUGCAUUCAGAAUAAAUGUGAAACAGGGCAGCUCAACCUGGAGACUCAUCAAGGUGAUUACAACUUUGGAAUCAUGUGAAUUGAAUGGUAAAACUUCAUGGUAACCUCUCUGGAUCAAAUGAGUCUUCAUAGACUUCCAAGGUAAAACUCUCUAGACAGCUUGGGAGAAAUAGCCGAGAUUCUAUUUGGAGUUUGAAUGCUUAGGAGUUUGGGUUCCAGAAAACAAGGCAAUUACUAAAUCCAACAUCAGAACUGGCUUCAAACUGUUGUCCUGUAAUUGUAAGUCAUGAUUACUGAGCAAGAAUGUUUCAUUUAUGUGUUUAUUAACCAUUUCUAUCCAAUUGUGUUGUAGGAGUUAUCUUUGAGGGUUACUGUAGCAGAAUUCUGUGAUGAUGGUAGGACGGAGAACAUUGGACAUGUUAUUAUUGGUCCUGCUGCAACUGGAAUGGGCAUGACUCACUGGAACCAAAUGCUUGCGACUCUGAGGAAGCCGGUGUCCAUGUGGCACCAAGUCAGAAGGAAUUAGAGCACCUGUGUGGAGUUUGUUUUUCCAAAAUGCCAUUAACAGGAAAGGAAAACAAGAUUGAGUAUUAACACACCCUAUUAAUGCUUAGCGCAUGGGCCACAACUCAGUCUUGAAGAGCAGUACUCCUGCUAGAGGUGUAUGAUUUAUAUAAAUUUUAUGUAUUAUUACAAACAAUUCCCACUGAGAAUCACUGAGCCUUGCGUUAUACAAUAUAUCACACGGAGAGCCUUGAGUAGUUAUGACCUUGGAGAAAUGGAGUGAGGAUUGAGACUCCUGUCUUAGCAGGUAUUAAUAAGGAUCAUGCACUAUUUUGUGUAUGCAUAUGUACAUAUAUAUAUUUUGCAUGGAGCUUAAACAUUCCUUUAAAAAAAAAC
Molecule: messenger RNA, 54279 nt
Organism: Pelobates cultripes (western spadefoot toad)
Lineage: Eukaryota; Metazoa; Chordata; Amphibia; Anura; Pelobatidae
Source: the annotation of a GenBank genome assembly